AUGUCCAAUAAUGGCCUAGAAGCAGAAGACAAGCCCCCAGCUCCUCCAAUGAGGAACACCAGCACGAUGAUAGGCAGCGGGAGCAAAGAGGCGGGACCCUUGAACCACGGCUCCAAACCUUUGCCUCCUAAUCCAGAAGAGAAGAAGAAGAGGGACCGCUUUUACCGUUCCAUCUUACCGGGAGACAAAAGUACGCUGGCUUCAUUUUUGUCUUUUGCUCACUCAUUGAUUUCAUUUGAGAAUUGCUCCCUGUGAAACCGCUGCUCUUCCAAGAGGAUGUUUUUAAGCAGAGGUUGGGUGACUGCGAUUCCCUGCAUUGCCGGGUGUUGGACUAGAGACCUUUGGGUUCCCCUCCAACCCCACCUUUCUAGGAUUCUGUGUUUCUAGAGUCUCGGAAUCAUGUCGCAGAAUUGCAGAAUUGGAAGGGAGUCCAGGGAUCAUCUAGUCUAGGCAUGUCCAACAGGUAGAUAGCGAUCUACUAGUAGAUCGCCGGGUGUUCCUGGUACAUCCUGGUUGAUCUCUGGCCCCACAGCGAUCUUCUUACAAAAAAGCAACUCCCCCAACUUUGGCUUACUAAAAAAAAGCUCAACAUCUUUGGCUUACUAAAAAAAGCUCCACAACUUUGGCUAGAUAUCUGAAGGAGCGUCUCCACCCCCAUCGUUCAGCCCAGACACUGAGGUCCAGGGCCGAGGGCCUUCUGGCGGUUCCCUCGCUGUGAGAAGCCAAGUUACGGGGAACCAGGCAGAGGGCCUUCUCAGUGGUGGCACCCGCCCCUGUGGAACGCCCUCCCACCAGAUGUCAAAGAGAAAACCAACUACCAGACUUUUAGAAGACAUCUGAAGGCAGCCCUGUUUAGGGAAGCUUUUAAUGUUUGAUGCAUUACUGUAUUUUAAUAUUUUGUUGGAAGCAGCCCAGAGUGGCUGGGGAAGCCCAGCCAGAUGGGCGGGGUAUAAAUAAUUAAAUAAUUAUUAAUAAUACUAAUGGUUAGAUCAAUGCCAGUUUUUUUAUACUGUGAUUAGAUCGCAGUCUAUUGGGAGUUGGCUGUCCCUGAUCUAGUCCAAUGUUGGACUAGUCCAAGAAAUGGAAUUGCUUGGUUUCAUUGACACGAGCCCUUCGGAUCAUUUGACGGAGCCCUGUCUCAUGGCACCUCUGUUGCCCCUUGCCAUCCUGGUUUCGCACCCUUCUUUUUCUGGCAGGGCUCUUUCUGCGACAGGCCAAAGCUCAACAGGUGAAGCUUCGACACCGCUGCAUCUCUAUGCUGGGAAAUGCCUAACCUGUUGAAUGUCUGCCAGCCACAUUGCCGUUUAAAAAGCAAACUCUUCUAACGGCAGGAGAUGUGGCUUCGGCAAGUCAGAUCAGGAAAACAUCUCAUUGCUGUUUCUUCAGUCGUGAAGAAAUCAAACAAACCCUCUGCAUAUUUUUAGCAGCAAGUCAAGAUUGUUUACUCUUGGGUUUAAGUUGCAAUCUUGAGCUAGAAUUCUAAUUGAGGCUAGAAUCCUCAAGACACGUCCUUGGGUGCAAUUUUUAUUUUAAAGCGAGAGAACUUGCGGCUCAAGUAAAUAUGUUUGGAGCCGACAUAUUUACUCAGACAUAAGCAGCGACUUUGAGAGAGGCCAGAAAGGGAGAUGUGGACAUCAAUAAAGUCUUUCCGAAGGAAUUGCUUCCCGUGAGGCACCCCCAAAGUGAUUUUCGAUAUAUGUAUAAAACAGUUAAAUAUAUAACAUCUUGCUUAUUGGAAAACAAUUAAAAAAAAUAGAUAUUUUUUUUUUAAAAAGCAACCGCACGGACACAAAAUCAGUAUUCAGUCGUACCUUGGAAGUCAAACAGCUUAGUUCCCGAACGUUUUGGCUCCUGAACAUUGCAAACCCGGAAGGGACUGUUCCGGUUUGUGAACUAUUUUUGGAAGCUGAAGUCUGAUGGGGCUUCUGCGGCUUCCGAUUGGCUGCAAGAGCUUCCUGCAGCCAAUCAGAAGCUGUGCUUUGGUUUCUGAACGUUUUGGAAGUCGAAUGGAUUCCGUUCAGCUUCCAAGAUGCGACUGUAGUUCCAAGUUAGAUGCCAACGGGGAUAAGGGUUUUAGAAGGCUUGUUGAAAGAGGAAUACCUUUAACAGGGGCUGAAAAGCUGAUAGAGAAGGCACCCCCUCUGAUACUAAUAGGAGAGAGAUCCUAUUGGUAGAGGAACCAUCAUAUUACAAGGCCCAAUUCUGACAUCAUGAGGAUCAGACCUUCCUGAUAGAAUGGUAGCCGUGGAGUGCACUCCUGCAAAACACAGCAAUUGGUUGGAUAUGUGGGAAUAUUUUGCCCCUCCCAAGCUAUGUAGGGCUUCGUACAUUGAAACCAUACCUUGUACAGUGGUGCCUCGCAAGACGAAAUUACUUCAUUCCGCGAAUUUUUUCGUCUGGCGAAUUUUUCGUCUUGCGAAGCACGGUUUCCCAUAGGAAUGCAUUGAAAAUCAAUUAAUGCGUUCCUAUGGUCAAAAAAAGUCCAAACAAAGCCAAAUUUGGUACAACAAGAGUUUAUUAAGUGCUCUUUAAAGUCACACAUGCUGUAAAGAGCAUUUCAAAAUUCAAACCCAGAAUUUUUUUUAAAAAACAGCAGAGUUGCCCAAUGGUCACAGAAAAUCAUAAAAAUGCAGGGGAAAAAACACAAGCUUCCAGAUUCUUGCAAACCCCUCCCCAACUGUUCCCCCAGCCACCCAGCACACAGAAAUUCAAAUCCAGAAAUUUUUUUAAAAAACAGCAGAGUGGCCCAAUGGUCACAGAAAAUCAUAAAAAUGCAGAAAGAAACACACAAGCUUCCAGAUUCUUGCAAACCCCUCCCCAACACCAAGUCCUUGAAUUCCAAACACCCCAACCCAAAAUCCAAACCCCCAAAAAGUUUUAAAAGCUUAACUUACCAAAUGGCUGCAAAAGAAGUUUUGGAAAAGCUUCAAAAAUCACCAAAGUCUUUAAAAACCUCAAAAAAGGCUACUAUGUACACUGCGUUCUAUGAGUUGCUCCUCGAAGUCAAGUCGCAACUGUAUUAAUGGUGUUAAGAAAAAGGAAACAAACUUGCAAGACGUUUUCGUCUUGCGAAGCAAGCCCAUAGGGAAAUUCGUCUUGCUAAGCACCUCAAAAAACGGAAAACCCUUUCAUCUAGCGAGUUUUCCGUCUUGCGAGGCAUUCGUCUUGCGGGGCACCACUGUAUAGUAUUUCCUUACUAUUUCUUUAUUAAAUUAAUAUGCUGCCCUUUAUCCGAGGAUCACGGUGCGGUUCACAGUAUAAAAAUGCAGAAAUACAUAACAAUCAAAAUGAUACUCCUCUCCCCACACAUUUAAAAGGCAAUAGAUUAUUUAACUAGCCCAAGCCCCGGAGAAGAGAAAUAUUUUUGCCCGGCACCCAAAGUUAUAUAAUGAUGGCGCCUGUGGUUGCCAACCUCCGGACCUUUCCUGGAGGAGGCACACAAAGAAGGGCCACAGAUGAUGGUCGCAGGGGCCGGGUCGGUUCAUAUGGGGAGAGACGGUCCUUGAGGUAUUUUGGUCCUGAGCCGUUUAAGGAUUUAUAGGUCAAAACCAGCACUUUGAAUCACGUCCGGAAACCAAUUGGCUGCCAGUUUAGUCGAGCCAUGAUUGGUGCUCAACCGUCUUGUCCCAGUGAGUGGCCUGGCGGCCGAAUUUUGCACCAGACUGUCUUCAGGGGCCGCCCCAAGUAUAAUGCAUUGCAGUAGUCUAACCAAGAGGUUAAGGGACGUGGGUGGCGCUGUGGGUUAAACCACAGAGCCUAGGACUUGCCGACCAGAAGGUCAGUGGUUCAAAUCCCUGCGACGGGGUGAGCUCCCGUUGCUCGGUCCCUGCUCCUACCAACCUAGCAGUUCGAAAGCACACCAGGGCAAGUAGAUCAUUAGGUACCACUCCAGCGGGAAGGUAAACGCCAUUUCCGUGUGCUGCUCUGGUUUGCCAGAAGCGGCUUGGUCAUGCUGGUCACAUGACCCGGAAGCUGUACGCCGGCUCCCUUGGCCAAUGAAGCAAGAUGAGCGCCACAACCCCAGAGUCGGCCACGACUGGAUCUAAUGGUCAAGGGUCCCUUUACCUUUACUGUAACCAAGAGGUUGCCAGAGCAUAGACAGCAGUAGUUAGACUAUCCCUGUCCAAAUAGGGGCACAGCUGGGCCCAAGCGGCAGCCGAGGGUCCAGAAGUACCCCUAAACCACGUACCCCCUCCUCCAGAGGGAGUGUAAUCUAGCCCAGCUUGGCCCCUGGCCCACAAAUAUUGAGUGGGCUGAAGGACCUUUGGCCCCCUAUAUUUGGCGUCCCAGCAUGCCAUGAUCUUCUGCACAACAACCUGGUGGAAGUCAGUGGUUUUUGGCUAACCUUCUACCAGUUUGGGGAAAGAUUAACCCGUUAGAGAAGGGAGAGGCCCGCUUUUAAGAAUCCUGGUUGUAAAAGUUUUAAAGUUCUGGCCUUGCUUUUAAAGACCCCUUCGAAAAAUCCCACAAACGCUAUCAAAAGGGAUUAGAUUGCAAAUCCGGGUUCAGCGGGCCUUAAAAUUGCUAAUCCCCGUAAGCUCCUGCCUCACGCUGCUCUGUACAGUGUUUUGGCAUUGCGGGGGGGGGGGGGGGGGGAGAGAAAAAAAAGGAAAAAAAGAUUAUAGCGUUAAUAUUUUAAUGCGUUGAGACUCAGACCGCCAAAGCUCUUUGGAUUUUGGACGGCGAAAACCAUCUGUUGCUUGUAUGCUCUUGUAAUCCGCCCCCAUCCCAUAACAACGUACGGGCCUGUGGUAUUUAACAGGGUUUGAAGGUAAUUAAUGUAGUUCUCCGUAGCUGCAGUCGUGUGUUUUGCUUUUAAACUGCUUAUGCAAGGACACAGAAAGCGUUAAUGGCAUUAGCAGAGGACCUUCCACGCUGGGCUAAUUUAGGGGGGCUCUCUAAAGUGGGCAGCCGAGUGCCCCUGGUUAGCGUGGGUUUCUGCAUUUUAACAGCUUUAGGAUAGCGUUAAAAUACCAUGUGAAAAUUAAGAGCUAACUCCGAAAGGUUCUUAAAAAAAUUGUGUUCUAAUAUUCAUGUUUUUUACUGAAAGAAUUACCAUUUAAAAGAAAUAAAGUGGUACGAAGAAAAAAAGGGAGGAAAUGGGGGGGGGGAGAGAACAAAGAUAUGUAAAAGAAAGGGGGGUGGGAAUCUUUAAAAAUGCAAUGUAAUAUACUCCCUUAAUACUUUCUUACAUAAAUUGAUACAGUGUUAUUAUCUUAAUGCAUAUAUAAACGUUAAUAGCCUACGACAUUCCAAAUGUUAUCAUAUUUAUCCAAACAAAGUAUAUCUGUAAGCAGACUGUUCAUAAGUUGCAAGUGUUGUCUUGGAAAACCCAGCCAGAUGGGUGGGGUAUAAAUAAAUUAUUAUUAUUAUUAUUAUUGAUUCAAGGCUUUCAUAUUCUUCCAAUUCAUCAAUAUCACUCUUAAUAAAAAUAAAAAUAAAUUUUAUUUAUACCCCGCCCUCCCCAGCCAAGACCUGGCUCAGGGCAGCUAACACCAGGUAAAAACAAUUGAUUAAAAUACAACUUAAAAACAAGAUUAAGUACAACAUUAAAAUGCAGCCUCAUUUUAGUAGACACUCAAAUCAAAAACUUUUUGGGGAUGAAAACGUCAAAUCUUCACCAAGGCCAACUAUCCAGACUGGUCCUACGUGGGCCAGAAGAAAAACCAGGGAAGUCCACAUCACAGAAGGAGAAAGGAAAAGGGUCACCAUUAGGGCACGUAGAAUUUUUGGUGUCCUCUUGUUAAUUUCCAUACUGCAGGUAUAUAGUUCGAAAGAAUAUUCUCUGCUGAGAGAUUUAACUUUUUCUGCACAGUCAGAGUUAUACAGUUCAGCACUUCCUCCUAAAACUUGUUAAGUAUAUAACUCUAAAAUGUUAUUGUGAGUUUCCUUCCUCUUCCCUAGCUGCCUCCAUGCUUAACAGCUGCAAGAGCAACCUUUCCAUAUACUUGGGUUUCUAGCUGAGGAAGAGCCAUAUCAGUUGAAUUUCUGCCUGCCCACAAAACUUCGGGGAUUUUUUAAAAAAAUCAGUCUCAGCCCUACCCUCUUGUUUAGGAGACCGUAGUAGCUAUUAAGCUCACUAAGGCCCCGUCUGCACUAUGCAUUGAAAGGACUUCAUUAGCACUUUCGACAGUCACGGUUUCCCCCCAAAGCAUCCUGGGAACCGUAGUUUGCUAAGUGCAAGGGCUCUUGAGGUUUAGCAGGUCCGUGUGGGUACAGUCAAAUAACCUGCUCCCAAGCUGCUUAGGGCAGGAAUAGGGAACCUGCUGCCCUGAAGAUGUUGCAGGACCCAACUUCCAUCGUCGCCAGCCAGGCUCCAGUCCAAGGAUUAUGGGAGUUGUAGUUCAGCAGCCUGCAGGUGAUCGUCAACAUGAGCUCUCUGGUCUGUGCUGAGAAAGACCUGGGAGUGGGGGCUUAUUCCAUCUUGUGCGCCAAUCCUCUUAUCAAUAUGGCAGCUUCUUUCCCCAUGGCUCAGAGCUUUCCAGACCAGGGUGGAUUUGAUUUAAAUCACUAGUCAGUAAGACUUGAUUUGAAGCAAGUAUAAAACUGUCUUGUCUGUCUAUAUAAAUCGAUAGUAACAGUGCUGGCUAACGUAGUUCCUUCCCUUUUGGGGAUGGUUUUUUUCUUCCCCUUCAAAUAGCCAACAAGAAGAAGGAGAAAGAGCGCCCUGAGAUCUCCCUGCCUUCCGACUUUGAGCACACGAUUCACGUUGGGUUUGAUGCUGUCACAGGCGAAUUCACAGUAAGGAGAAUGGGGGACAGCCGGGGUGAGGGGUGGCAGCGAGAGAUAUGAAUGGAAAUGGUGGACGGUUCUUACCUGUUGUGCUGAUGGAUAUAAAUUGCAGGCCAUCGGUGAUCUAUUUAGUAACUGAUGGUUGGGGUAUUUAUUUUCUCUCUACCCAGCGAUUCAUUCAUGGGCCUCACCGUGGUGUCUUGCCCUCGCUCUUUUAUCCUCAAAACAACCCUGCGUUUUAGGGCUGGGCGAUACCUGGUUUUCAGCACUGCAAUAUUAUCAUCGGCAAUAUACUGAUAACAUCACGAUGUCCUAAAUAAGAAUGGAGCUUUGUAGAGGCAUUGGCUGAUUUUUGCAUAGCAUGCACACAGAGCGUGAUUCGCGAUACAGUGGUACCUCGGGUUAAGUACUUAAUUCGUUCUGGAGGUCCGUACUUAACCUGAAACUGUUCUUAACCUGAAGCACCACUUUAGCUAAUGGGGCCGCCGAAGCACGAUUUCUGUUCUCAUCCUGAAGCAAAGUUCUUAACGUGAAGCACUAUUUCGGGGUUAGCGGAGUCUGUAACCUGAAGCGUAUGUAACCCGAGGUAUCACUGUAUAUUGCCAGGUCAAAAAUUGCAUGUUCAGACCCAGAAACCUCCCCCCUAAAUAAUUUCACAUUUGACUCUCACAUUUGACUCUUUUGGUUUUUGGCAGAAUUUAGGCCAUAACUUUAUUGAUUACAGAAAGUGACUGGUUGCAUAGGCUCUGGUUCGACUAGCUCCCUGCCAUGCAGGUAGCGCUGACCCAGGGUUCUGGCAUAGGUCAGCCAAGGGUGAACACCUGGAUAAGCGGAAAGCCGGGAACAGGCUAUCUCCGCCACCCAAAUGGCCCCCUGGACUCAGGCAUGGGCACAACCCCCUCUCAGGGGUUGACCAAACCAUCGAGUCCCUGGAUUCCUUUAACGGAAUACCCUUCACAUAGGGAUGGCGAGAGCCUUCUCCCAUCCCUAUCACCCGAACCAGAGCCUAUCCGCAACCUUACAAGUUGUGACGAUUUGCUACGCGGCAGGCGAAACCCAAAAGGCAACAGCCCAUCAGCCAAGUGGGGGAAAUUCCUGCCGUGCCCCUGUCCCAAUGACAGACAACACACAACAGCAUAGCAAGGUCAAGCGCAAAGGCCUAGAAGGAGGGAGAGGUGGGUGGGUGUUCCGAAUGCACGCUCUGAAAGAGGAAGCUCUGGGUCACGUGCAUGAGCAUAAAUAGGUCCCUUGAACCGUUUGGACUGCGUCCCAUUGGCCAGAUUGCACCCAGCUACGAGGGACCUGGGACGCAGGUGGCGUUGUGGGUUAAACCACAGAGCCUAGGACUUGCCAAUCAGAAGGUUGGCGGUUCGAAUCCCUGCAACGGGGUGAGCUCCCAUUGCUCGGUCCCUGCUCCUGCCAACCUAGCAGUUCGAAAGUGCAAGUAGAUCAAUAGGUACCACUCCGGCGGGAAGGUAAACGGCGUUUCCGUGCGCUGCUCUGGUUCGCCAGAAGCGGCUUAAUCAUGCUGGCCACCAGCUGUACGCCAGCUCCCUCUGCCAAUAAAGCGAGAUGAGCGCCACAACCCCAGAGUCGGCCAUGACUGGACCUAAUGGUCAGGGGUCCCUUUACCUUUACCUUCUAUGAGGUACCUACCAGUCGGUGUUGUGGCUGAUCAAUCGUACCCACCCACAACACAGGGUGUCGGUUAUCCAGGUCUCACCACAACACGUGCCCUCUUUAAGGGAGGACCCAAUUUAUGGAACCGACAUCACGAUAUGGACUUCCAAAGUGGUUUUGGAUGAUCUAUUGAUAUACCGUAUUUUUUGCUCCUAAAAAGUAAGGGGAAAUGUGUGUGCGUCGUAUGGAGUGAAUGCAGGCUGCGCAGCUAUCCCAGAAGCCAGAAUAGCAAGAGGUAUCGCUGCUUUCGCUGCGCUGCUGUUCUGGGUUCUGGGAUUCAGAAUAUCUUUUUUCUUGUUUUCCUCCUCCAAAAACUAGGCGCGUCUUAUGGUCUGGUGCAUCUUAUAGAGCGAAAAACAUGGUAUCUCCCAGCCCUACUCUGUGGUAGGAUGGGCUGUGAGAGAAGGUAGCUGAGCUACGCUCACCCAUGGCUGAUCGGGGAGCACCCUAACUGUUGAAAUAUGACGGCUCUCUUAACAAUGCAUGCUGAACUGAGUGGCACCUUGAUUUUGAUCCCCACCCCCUCCAUAAAAAAACACACCUUGUGCUCUUUUAAGCAGCCUUGGCCAGCUGUGCUGGCGGAAGCUGUAGUUCACAAUAUCCAGAGGGCACCAGCUUGGCACCAGCAUAAAGGCUGCUCUUUAUGCGUGAGUUGCCCGGGUGGGAAUGCUUAAGGUAAUAAAACUGCAGCCAUUGCUGUGGUCCUGAAUGGGGUAACUGUGCCCUUGAAGGACCAGGUGCGCAGCCUGGGAGUCAUUUUGGACUCACAACUGUCCAUGGAGGAACAGGUUAAUUCUGUGUCCAGGGCAGUUGUUUACCAGCUCCAUCUGGUACACAGGGUGAGACCCUACCUGCCCGUGGACUGCCCCGCCAGAGUGGUACAUGCUCUGGUUAUCUCUCGCUUGGACUACUGCAAUGCGCUCUACGUGGGGCUACCUUUGAAGGUGACCCGGAAACUGCAAUUAAUCCAGAAUACGGCAGCUAGACUGGUGACUGGGAGUGGCCGCCGGGACCACAUAACACCGGUUCUGAGAGAUCUGCAUUAGCUCCCAGUACGUUUCCGAGCACAAUUCAAAGUGUUGGUGUUGACCUUUAAAGCCCUAAACGGCCUCGGUCCUGUAUACCUGAAGGAGCGUCUCCACCCCCAUCGUUCAGCCCGGACACUGAGGUGAAGGUCUGAGGGCCUUCUGGCGGUUACCUCGCUGCGAAAAGCCAAGUUACAGGGAACCAGGCAGAGGGCCUUCUCAGUAGUGGCGCCCACCCUGUGGAAAACCCUCCCUUCAGAUGUGAAGGAAAUAAGCAGCUAUCCUAUCUUUAAAAGACAUCUGAAGGCAGCCCUGUUCAGGGAAGUUUUUAAUAUUUAACACUGUAUUGUUUUUAACACUUGAUUGGGAACCGCCCAGAAUGGCUGGGGAAACUCAGCCAGAUGAGCGGGGUAUAAAUAAUAAUAAUAAUAAUAAUAAUAAUAAUAAUAAUAAUAAUAAUAAAUAUUAUUAUUAUUUAUAACAUUCUGCUUUGCGUGCAGAAGGUCCCAGGCUCAAUUCUUGGCAUUCUUAGCCAGGGCCGGGAUUUCUCCCUGUGCGAAAUCCUGGAGUGCUGCUGCCAUUCAGUGCAGACAGUCCUGAGCUAUAUGGUCUGACUCUGUGCAAGGCAUCUUCCCGUGUUGCUACAAAACCGUCCUCAUGGCUGCACUGCUUGCCUUCUUCCCAGGGGAUGCCUGAGCAAUGGGCCCGCUUGCUGCAAACCUCCAACAUCACCAAAUCGGAGCAGAAGAAGAACCCUCAGGCCGUGCUCGACGUCCUGGAGUUCUACAAUUCCAAAAAGACCUCCAAUAGCCAGAAGUAUAUGAGCUUCACAGGUAGGUCAUGAUGAGUGGGUGGAUGAGAAACCCUUCUGUUAUGUACUGAGUUGAAUAGGAUCCAAAAUGCAGCAGUCUGAUUGGUCCUAGAACAAUAGGUUUCAGAAUGCAGCAGUCUGAUUGGUCCUAGAACAAUGCAGUAGUCUGAUUGGUCUGCAGGAGCCACCCAAUCCAUCUCCAGGUGGAAGUGAAUCCGCAACCUGAUUGGCCUACAGGAGAAUCCCGGAAUUAGCCAAUCAUGUGCAGCCCAUUGUGUAAAUAAUGUAUAUAAAGCAGAUAUUGUGGGGAAACCUGCAUUCCUCCUCACCACUAUGAGCUGAAUAAAGAGCAUGAAAUCCACUCUCAACUCCGAGUAUAUUUCACCUUCCUUGCACAGGUAGUCAGGUGCGCUUGGUCAGCUUUUACUUGGCUUGCCUAUGAGGUAUUUGUUGUUGUUUUUUGAGACGCCAAGAGAAUUUGCACAUAUCCUGCCUACAAACCGACCUGCUGGAUGUUCUGGUGGUGUUAUUUAUAUUUAUAUGUGUGUGUUAGGAGGAUUAAGGUAAAUUCAACAGUACAGUCAUACCUUGGUUUUCAAACAGCCCAGUUCUCGGACAUUUCGGCUCCCGAAAGAACGCAACAUGGAAGUGAGUGUUCCGGUUUUCGAACGUUCUUUUGCAAGCUGAACGUCCAAUGGGGCUUCCUGCAGCCAAUCAGAAGCCACGCUUUGGUUUCUGAACAUUUUAAGUGAUUAAAAAUGAGAUGGUAGGUGCUCUCUUCUUGGUGGUUGAAGCAGGUCUGUUUUAGCCCUUCCUCAGUGUGACGUUUAGGGACACCGGUGGCGCUGUGGGUUAAACCACAGAGCCUAGGACUUGCCGAUCAGAAGGUCGGCGGUUCCAAUCCCCGCGACGGGGUGAGCUCCUGUUGCUCGGUCCCUGCUCCUGCCAACCUAGCAGUUUGAAAGCACGUCAAAGUGCAAGUAGAUAAAUAGGUACUGCUCCAGUGGGAAGGUAAACGGCGUUUCUGUGCGCUGCUCUGGUUCGCCAGAAGCGGCUUAGUCAUGCUGGCCACACGACCCGGAAGCUGUACGCCGGCUCCCUCGGCCAAUAAAGCGAGAUGAGCGCCGCAACCCCAGAGUCGGCCACAACUGGACCUAAUGGUCAGGGGUCCCUUUACCUUUUCCUUUAAUGUGAUGUUUAAGCCUCUCAUCCUGAGAAGUCUUGGACGGGGGACUAAAAGUGUGUAACCCUUAUUAAUUUAAAGUAUUUUUACCCCACUCUUCAGCCAGAUCAGUUUGCAGUGGUCAGUUCUAAGAUGCCUUCGGCUUUAAAUUGGAAAAGAAACAGCACAAAAGGAAAAGGGAUUGGGAGGGAGGAGGAAGAAAGCAAAUUCCAGCACUAGCUCUUGGUUACAAAGUUCUUAUGGAGGAAAGGUUGUUCUGAAACGAAUGGCUCUGCAAAUUUCGUCUCUUUGCCUUUUCUGUUGGUGAUUUUAGAGAAUUGGUCUUCAGUGGUUUGUUCUGGAUUGCCUUUGGUUUUAAUUUGAUUUCAUGUGUAGGGAAUCUGAAAGAUGUUCUGUUUUUCUGUCCCCUUCCAGAUAAAUCUGCAGAAGACUAUAACUCCUCCAACACGCUGGUAAGUCUAAUUUCAGUCUUGUAGCUAUAUUGAAGGCUGCAAUCGCAGGCAGAGUCAACGCUAAAACCAGGAGGCUGAUAUGUCCCUAACUCAGGGGUGGGGAAUCUGGGGUCUGCAAAACCACCUUGCUCAGCGGUUCCUAAGCACCUGAUAAUCUGUUGGUUGUUGGGCGCUGCCAAGCCCUAUAGUCAUCACUUGGAAUGCAGAACCUGCGUGACGCUUUCAAUAUUGAGGGACUCCAGUUUGCAUGUGCCUCAGAUAGCAUGGCAACAUCUGGGGAGUCACAGGUUCCCCAUUACCCCCAUCACUACACCAAAUUUUCUUCUUCUUUGGCGAUUUCUCGUAGCCGAGUAAGAUUGUCUUCCAUGAACACGGUCUUAACAGGGAGUCCAUAAGUGACUGUGGAGGCCAAUUCUGGAUCUACACGUCCUUCCACAGUGGGGACACAGGUUUCCGGGCAGGAGUUGAGAACGGUGUGGAUUUGCCAAGCGUGCCUUCCUGUUAGCUUGUUUCUCCCUUUCAUCCUGAGUCUGAAUGUCUUCAAAGUCCAUGACACCUUUGGUAAAGGCUGCUCUCCAACUGGAGCGCUCACAGGCCAGUGUUCCCCAGUUAUCGGUGUUUAUACUUCAUUUUUUUAUAGAUUUGCCUUGAGACAGCCUUUAAACCUCUUUUGUUGACCACCAGCAUCACACUUUCCAUUUUUAAGUUCGGAAUAGAGCAGUUGCUUAGGAAGAUGAAAAUCAGGCAUCUGAACAACAUGACCAGUCCAACGAAGUUGAUGUUGAAGAAUCAUUGCUUCAACAUGGGUGAUCUUUGCUUCUUCUAGUACACUGGCAUUGGUUUGCCUGUCUUCCCAAGUGAUAUGUAGAAUUUUUUGGAGACACCAUUGAUGGAAUCUUUCAAUUUUCUCCUGUUGAAGUGCAGAGUGUUUGAUUACCGCGACAUUCGCAGGGAAACCAAAAUGCUUGUUUACAAAGCUAUUGUACUACCAACCUUACUGUAUGCUUGUGAAACAUGGACCACUUAUAAACGCCAUCUCCAAAUACUUGAUGGCUUUCAGCGGAAUGUGUGAGAAGACUUUAUGUCCUGUUCUGAAGGGAAGGGGGUGAUAGGUACCGUAUUUUUCGCUCUAUAAGACACACUUUCCCCUUCCUAAAAAGUAAGGGGAAAUGUGUGUGCGUCUUAUGGAGUGAAUGCAGGCUUCGUGGGCUAGGCCAGAAGCCAGAACAGCGAGAGGGAGCGCUGCACAAUGCUCCCUCUCGCUGUUAUAGCUUCUGGCUUAGCUGCGCGGAGCCGCCGCAGGGCAGUGGGGAGCCUUCAUCCUGCUGCCCUGCGGAGGCUUUGCACAGCUAUCCCUGGCUUUUGCGGGAGGUGGGGGAAGGGACAGAAAAGCCCCCAACAACCGCGCUCCCUUUAAGGAGCGGGAGGUCGGCGGAAAGCCAGGAGGCUUGCUCUCCUGGCUUCAGGGAUAGCCCCACAAAGCCUCCUGAGUGAAGAGGAAGGAGCGCUCCCUCUUUGCUCAGGAGGCUUCUUAUUUCUUGUUUUCCUUCUCUGAAAACUAGGUGUGUGUUAUAGAGCGAAAAAUACGGUAUUUGGGGUUUUCUAUUAUCUGUUGCCCUGCUUCCCAGUUUGUGUGUGGUUAGGCCCCUCCGAUGUCACUGGCAUAAAGAGAGCAUUGUGAUAGGUGGUGUUGCAUCAGGGAUGGGGGCCUGUGGCACUCGGGUUGUGGCUCCCAUCAUGUCUGGGGCUGGUGGGCUUUGGGGCCUGAGAGGAGCUGGAGAGAAAUAGGCUCCCCAUCUCUGCAUCACAUCUUCGUUUCCCAGCCUCCACCUCUCCCAUCCCACCGUGGCAGAUGUGCAAGUAAAUGGGUAAUCUCCUUUAAGAUACCUUUUCUGUGCUACCCCAAUGGUGGCCAUAGUAUACCCACCUUCGAUUUCGGCCAGUUUGCUCACUUAUGCUCACUGGAGGCAGUUGGAAGAUGGAUGGCGGCUAACAGAUUGAGGUUGAAUCCUGACAAGACAUAAGUGCUGUUUUGGGGGGACAGGGGGCGGGCAGGUGUGGAGGAUUCCCUGGUCCUGAAUGGGGUGACUGUGCCUCUGAAGGACCAGGUGCGCAGCCUGGGAGUCAUUUUGGACUCACAGCUGUCCAUGGAGGCACGGGUUAAUUCUGUGUCCAGGGCGGCUGUCUACCAGCUCCACCUGGUACGCAGGCUAAGACCCGACCUGCCCGCAGAGUGUCUUGCCAGAGUGGUGCAUGCUCUAGUUAUCUCCCGCUUGGACUACUGCAAUGCACUCUACGUGGGGCUACCUUUGAAGGUGACCCGGAAACUGCAGUUAAUCCAGAAUGCGGCAGCUAGACUGGUGACUGGGAGCGGCCGCCGGGACCACAUAACACCGGUCCUGAGAGAUCUGCAUUGGCUCCCAGUACGUUUCCAAGCACAAUUCGAAGUGUUGGUGUUGACCUUUAAAGCCCUAAACGGCCUCGGUCCUGUAUACCUGAAGGAGCGUCUCCACCCCCAUCAUUCAGCCCGGACACUGAGAUCCAGCACCGAGGGCCUUCUGGCGGUUCCCUCAUUGCGAGAAGUGAGGUUACAGGGAACCAGACAGAGGGCCUUCUCGGUGAUGGCACCCGCCCUGUGGAACACCCUCCCAUCAGAUGUGAAGGAAAUAAGCAGCUAUCCUAUCUUUAAAAGACAUCUGAAGGCAGCCCUGUUUAGGGAAGUUUUUAAUAUUUAUUGCUGUAUUGUUUUUAACAUUUGAUUGGGAGCAGCCCAGAGUGGCUGGGGAAACUCAGCCAGAUGGGUGGGGUAUAAAUAAUAAAUUAUUAUUAUUAUUAUUAUUAUUAUUAUUAUUGGCUAAGAGACAGGCUAAGGGGCUCAGGCGAACGAGACAGGCUUAAGCAGGAACAGGCGUUCUGAAUGCAGAAGGCCUGAAGUUGAAUCUCUGUCAUUUCCACACACAGCAGUUCCUGGGAAAGGUGUCCGCCUUAGAACUUGGAAAACUGGAGUAGAUGAUUGCCACUGUCUGCUCUGCACAUUUAAAGCAGUCUCAUACCAGUCGUGGCUCCCCCCAAAGGAAUCCUGGGAACUGUAGUUUGUUAUGGGUGCAGAGUGUUGCAAGGACGUCCUCUUUCCCCCACGCAGAGCUACAAUUUCCAGAGUUCCUGGGGAGGAAGGAUUUGAUAGUUAAACUCAGGUUACCGGACGUCCCCGUUUCCCGGAUUUACAAAUCAGUCCCCUGACAAAAUCCAUCUAUUUACUAGGAAGUUGAAAAGUGUCCCCGGAUUCAUUGGAAAAAAAUCUGGUAACCUUAGGUUAAACCACUCUGUGGAACUCCCUUCCAUCCGAUGUCAAGGAAAUAAACAACCACCUGGCUUUUAGAAGAAAUCUGAAGUCAGCCCUGUAUCGGAUAUUUUUUUUAAAAAAUCUGAUGUUUUACAAUUUUUAAUGUGUUGUAAGCCGCCCCAGAGUGGCUGGGGAAACCAAGCUGGAUGGGUGGGGUAUUAAUAAUAAUAAUAAUAAUAAUAAUAAUAAAUAAUUUUAUUUAUACCCCGCCCUCCCCAGCCAAGACCGGGCUCAGGGCGGCUAACAACCAAUAAUAAAAACAAGUUAAUUGAAAUACAACUUAAAAAACAAGAUUAAAUACAACAUUAAAAUUCAGCCUCAUCACAGGAGGAGAAAGGAAAAAGGAAAGAGGGGGAGGGAAUCAAACUGAUUCUAAGCCAAAGGCCAAGUGGAACAACUCUGUCUCACAGGCCCUGUGGAAAGAAAUCAGAUCCUGCAGGGCCCUGGUCUCAUGAGACAGAGCGUUCCACCAGGUCGGAGCCAGUGCUGAAAAGGCCCUGGCUCUGGUUGAGGCUAAUCUGGCUUCCUUAGGGCCCGGGACCCCUAGGGUGUUGCUAUUUAUGGACCUUAAGGUCCUCCGUAGGGCAUACCGGGAGAGGCGGUCCCGUAGGUACGAGGGUCCUAGUAUAUCAUCAUCAUAGAAUCAUAGAGUUGGAAGAGACCACAAGGGCCAUCGAGUCCAACCCCCUGCCAAGCAGGAAACACCAUCAGAGCACUCCUGACAUAUGGUUGUCAAGCCUCUGCUUAAAGACCUCCAAAGAAGGAGACUCCACCACACUCCUUGGCAGCAAAUUCCACUGUCGAACAGCUCUUACAGUCAGGAAGUUCUUCCUAAUGUUUAGGUGGAAUCUUCUUUCUUGUAGUUUGGAUCCAUUGCUCCGUGUCCGCUUCUCUGGAGCAGCAGAAAACAACCUUUCUCCCUCCUCUAUGUGACAUCCUUUUAUAUAUUUGAACAUGGCUAUCAUAUCACCCCUUAACUUCCUCUUCUCCAGGCUAAACAUGCCCAGCUCCCUUAAUUAAUUAAAUUAUUAAUUUAAUUGAGAAUCAUAGACUUGUAGAGGGGGAAGGGAUCUUCAGGUUCAUCUAGUCCAACCCCAAGCAUUGCAGGAAUAUGCAGCUGAAUUGUAGCGCUGCGAGAGGAGUAGGGGGUCCGCGAAGGACUUUCAGCACCCUUAACAAACUUCAGUUCCCAGGAUGCUUUUGGAAGGGGGCAAGCCAUGAAUGUUUACAGCGCUGAGAUACUGCUUUAAACAUUUCGUGCUGGUGAAUCCUUAGACCGAGCUGCUAUAAGGACCGCUUCUUUUAUUCAUUGCUCAGUGGGGAUUUGAAACCUGAAUCUCACCUGCACAACAAAUGGGGGAGAGUGUUAUUGUGCCCGGGUCCUACUUGUGGCCAUCGUGAGAGAAGGAUGCUGGUCUAACUGGGCUUUUGGACUGAUCCAACAAGGCCUUCCUUAUUUCUUAAUAAGUGUUAGUGCCUCCAGUAACUGGACGGCAGCCUGAAACUCCACAGGUAUAUAAAUAUCCGCUGGCACUGUGCUUCCAGGCAGGGGCACGCUUCACCUGUGGAAUUUUGGCCUGUUUUCAGCCGCUGUGAAUGACAGCAGCUCAAGAGGUUUGCUUUCCCUUUUAAAAAGUUCAGGUGAGGCCUAAGGACAGAAGGGAAGUGAAAUGAAUCUGAAGUCAGGGAGAACUGGCAGGACUGGAAAAACUGUUUUGCAAAUUGGGAAGGUGAUCUAGUUUUGCUACUGUGGUGGUUGUUCUGUUCUUGCCGGAAGAAAGGAAAAAAACCACACACACACACACACACACACACACUCGAGUUGAAAUCGAAAAUAAGCGCAGGAAAAAUAGUAGGCAUGAUGUAAUUGCAUUAAAACCAUCUCUUCCAAAGAACGAAUAAAACUAGACAUCUGUAUUUAACACCUACACAUUCAUGUGGCUUUCUCACUUUGGAGAGAUCGUGCUCAUUUUUCUUCUGCCGAAGAUAUUGUUGUGGACUGUCCUUCCUCAGAGCUUUUUAAGCAGAGGUUGGAUGGCCAUCUGUCACCAGUGAUUUAGUUGCGAUUCCCACACUGCAGGAGGUUGGAAUAGAUCAUGGGUAGGCAAACUAAGGCUCGGGGGCUGGAUCUGGCCCAAUCCGGCCCAAUCGCCCAAUCUCAAUCCAUCCCACGGACGGGCCAGGAAUCAGCGUGUUUUUACAUGAGUAGAAUGUGUCCUUUUAUUUAAAAUGCAUCUCUGGGCUAUUUGUGGGGCAUAGGAAUUCGUUCAUUCCCCCCCCCCCCCAAAAAAAAAAUAUAGUCCGGCCCCCCACAAGGUCUGAGGGACGGUGGACUGGCUCCCUGCUGAAAAGGUUUGCUGACCCCUGGACUAGAUGAACCUCAGGGUCCCUUCCGACUCUACAAUUCCACGAUUCUACAAUAUCCUGCAAGGCAGCAGAGAUAUAGGAUCAAAGCCCUUUUUAAAAAUGUGGGUUUAUCAGGGACUGAGGGAAGUUUUAACUUCUCCCUGUCUUCCCCAAGUGUUCCAGAAAUGAGUGAUUGCCCACCAGUUUUCUCCAGAAGCAGGCGGGAGCGAGAAUUUGCCCAGGCACUUUCUGCCACCUUCCAAACUCUUUUCAAGACUUCAGUGGAGGUGCCCUCUUUCCACCUGGCCCAUCUAAAAGAAUAAGUGUUUUAUUAUUGUUUAGUCGUUUAGUCGUGUCCAACUCUUCGUGACCCCCUGGACCAGAGCACGCCAGGCAUUCCUAUCUUCCACUGCCUCCCGCAGUUUGGUCAAACUCAUGCUGGUAGCUUCGAGAACACUGUCCAACCAUCUCGCCCUCUGUCGUCCCCUUCUCCUUGCGCCCUCCAUCUUUCCCAACAUCAGGGUCUUUUCCAGGGAGUCUUCUCUUCUCAUGAGGUGGCCAAAGUAUUGGAGCCUCAGCUUCAGGAUCUGUCCUUCCAGUGAGCACUCAAGGCUGAUUUCCUUCAGAAUGGAUCGGUUGGAUCUUCUUGCAGUCCAUGGGACUCUCAAGAGUCUCCUUCAGCACCAUAAUACAAAAGCAUUAAUUCUUCGGUGAUCAGCCUUCUUUAUGGCCCAGCUCUCACUUCCAUACAUCACUACUGGGAUGUGUUUUAUUUGUCAGGUACAAAAGGCAUGUGGCGUUCUUAUUACCCAGCAGGUGAGACAGCAGCGCUUCCCGAACAAAAGAAGUCCGGGGAGAGCGAGCGAGAAAGUGCCCAGCGAACAUUUUGAUAACCAGAGCAAUCAAAGCAGUUGGCGUGGGCCGUCGGCCAAAGUGUCCUUCGUUAGCAUGGCAAGAGCACGUUGCUGUGCCAACGAACUGCCUUUGAUGUCGUCUGGUGGUUUUUCUAAAGAGCGAGUCUGGGGGAAAUUGCUUCGCUCUCAAACGUGGCGGUGGCAAACGGUCUCUUCCCUCCCCUCGCCCCCCGCACUUCCGUUUUAAAAAUAAAUGGCUGUUUAUAAAUUAUAAUAACCACCUGAAGUUAUGCGAAGGUUCAGCCUUUUGGAAGCACGGAUCUGAUUACAAAACAUUGCAAAUGGUUGCCUUUUCUUUGAAUAUUUUAAUUGGCCGACGUGUCUCUUUCUUUGUUGUUGUUGUUUAGUUGUUUAGUCGUGUCCCCAUGGACCAGAGCACGCCAGGCACUCCUGUCCUCCACUGCCUCCCGCAGUUUGGUCAAACUCAUGCUGGUAGCUUCGAGAACACUGUCCAACCAUCUUGUCCUCUGGCGUCCCCUUCUCCUUGUGCCCUCCAUCUUUCCCAACAUCAGGGUCUUUUCCAGGGAGUCUUCUCUCCUCACGAGGUGGCCAAAGUAUUGGAGCCUCAGCUUCAGGAUCUGCCCUUCCAGUGAGCACUCAGGGCUGAUUUCCUUCAGAAUGGAUCGAUUUGAUCUUCUUGCAGUCCAUGGGACUCUCAAGAGUCUCCUCCAGCACCAGAAUUCAAAAGCAUGUCUCUUUCUUUAAUAUGCCCAAUUUAUACCCUUAUCCAUACAUGCAGUUUCACGAGCUGCCAAAAGUCAUUCCUUGUGGAACGGACUCCCUCGGGAUGUUGUGGACUCUCCUUCCUUGGAGGUUUUUAAGCAGAGGUUGGGUGGCCAUCUGUCAUGGUUGCUUUAGUCGAAAUUCCUGCACUGCAGGGGGGUUGGACUAGAUGACCCUUGGAUCCCUUCCCAAUCCACAGUUCUGUGAUUCUUUAUAGAAGACACAGAUACUGUCCCUUUUUUCCAAGACCACCUUUGCUGCCACCAAAAUAUUAAGCGUGAGUAUCUUCUUUGCUCAGGCCAUUCUAGGUGACGGCCUCUUUUAAGAUAAUUCUUGAAUCACCCAUGCUUAGAUUCAUAUGAGUUACCUGAAAGAUUUCUGUGUUGCAUUCCACCAAGGCACCUUGAGCUCUGACCACCUGAUAGGAUAGGAUAGGAUGGGAUAGGGACGCGGGUGACGCUGUGGUCUAAACCACUGAGCCUCUUGGGCUUGCUGAUCAGAAGAUUGGCAAUUCUCUAUCCCAGCUCCUGCCAACCUAGCAGUUCGAAAGCACUCCAGUUCCAGUAGAUAAAUAGGUACCAAUGUGGCAGGAAGGUAAACGGCGUUUCCGUGAGCUCUGGUUUCUGUCACGGUGUCCCGUUGCGCCAGAAGUGGUUUAGUCCUGCUGGCCACAUGACCGGGAAAGCUGUCUGCGGACAAACACCGGCUCCCUCGGCCUGAAAGCGAGAUGAGCGCCACAACCCCAUAGUCAUGUUUGGCUGGACUUCACUAUCCAGGGGUCCUUUACCUUUUUACCUUAUAGGAUGCAAAUCUGCAACAUUAGCACUGUACUUUCCUACCAUCUACGUGUGGGUGGGCAAACUGCAGCUGUGCAGCACAAUGCGCCGUCUCUCGAACCCAGACCCCUUUCAAUGGACCAUCCUGUUCUCUUGUCAACUAUGCUGAUAAUGCUUCCGGCUUGCUUACUUGCCUCUGUGAAUCUCUGACUUCUGCCGGCCUGGAAUGCAGCCAGCUGUACGAAAUGACAUCCAUGGUCCCGCCCAUGUUUUCCCUCUGGCCCCGCCCACCAUUGGCAUGCGGCCCCCGAAAGGCUUCCCAAUAGAGAAUGUGGCUCUCGGGCUCAGGAACGUCCCCCACCCACGAUCUAGUAAAUUGACCUGAAAUACAUUAGCUUUUGUGACAUCGUCGGUAGAGCCCAGUUCUCUUAAUCUCAGGGUUGUGGGUUCGAAUCCCACGUUGGGCGAACGAUUCCAGCAUUGCAGGAGGUUGGACUAGAUGACCCUCGUGUUGCCUUCCAAUUCUAUGAUUCUAAACAUUACUUCCUUCAAGAUCCGCAGUCUCCCCCCACCUCCUUUCUUUUUUUUAAAGUGUCUUCUUUUUAUGAGGAAGAAAGAAAACAGGCCAGCUGAAUUUGCCAGCAGGAGAAAAACAGAUUAGGAGGAAAGUUUGGCUUUCCUUGGCAAAGCAGUUGCCCUUAUCACACAGUUUGUACGUCAAUUUUGCCAGUUCCGCAUAGUCCAUGAAUUUCUCUUGCCACUGUUCUUUUGUCGGGGUUUCUUCAUUCUUCCAUUCUUGUGCUAUUAAGACUGUUGUCGCAUACAUAAAUAUGUUCUUGAUUUUCCUUGGCAGGUCUUUUCCUACAAUCCCUAACAAAAAUGCUUCUGGGUUUUUAUUUACAAAUGUUAAUUUAAACAUUUUCUUCAACUCAUGGCCUGCUAUACAUUCCCAUCCAGAUACACUAAACCCACAACUUACACGUAGGUUCCGGGGAUCAUGCCUGCAGCGAAAAUUGCGUCUAAUCCAAACACAUUAGGUUCAACGGCGGGUGGGAUUGCCAAAGCCUUUUCCCCCCAGAUGCCCGUCACUUUUAUAAUAUUCUUAAAUUUGUUUUGCCAAGCAUGUGAACCUCAAGGCGCACAAGUUAAGUGUGCGUGAAUUGAGAGCUUGCUGUGGUUUCGUUUCCCUUCCUCCUAAGCACCUCUCCUUUCCGUGCAGAAUGUGAAGGCUGUGUCCGAGACCCCCGCCGUCCCCCCUGUGUCGGAGGACGAAGAUGAUGAAGACGAUGCUGCCCCUCCCCCAGUCAUCGCUCCCCGACCCGAGCACACGAAGUCCGUAAGUAGAAGUCUCAAAGCGGCUGGGCUCCCUCUUGAGUAAAGGCAUUGGGUCUUCGGAGAAUUGAUUCGGGUGUCUUCUGCCCCACAAGUAUAAUGUCGUCUGGGUGUAGGGCAGGCCCCUAUCCAUUGCAUGAACGUAACCACAAUAAUAAAAAAAUAUUAUUAUAUAAAUUAUGAGUAGGGAUUUGAACUCUGCCCAGCUCCAUUCCUGAAGCCCUGCUCCAUUGCUUAAAAGUGCAGAAUUAUGUUAUUAAGUCGUUGGCUAGCCAGAUGCCUCAAACUUGGGUCUCCAGCUGUUUUUGGACUACGAUUCCCAUCGUCCCUGACCACUGAUCCUGCUCGCUAGGGAUGAUGGGAGUUGUAGUCCAACAGCCGGAAACCCAAGUUUGAGAAACUCUAGACCAGCGGUGCUCAACCUGUGGGUCCCCAGAUGUUGUUGGACUACAACUCCCAUCAUCCCUGAGCUCUGGCCUUGCUAGCUAGGGAUGAUGGGAGUUGUAGUCCAACAACAUCUGGGGACCCACAGGUUGAGAAAGGCUGCUCUAGACACUUUCGCUAGCAGGGUAUGAAAGCAACAGUCCGGACUAUCAUUUCCCCAGAUUCAGAACAACAUACGCCUGUCCUAAGUCACCGCUGAGUUCUGUGACCUGUGUAUAAAGAGCAAAUAUGUGUUACUUUUGCAUUUUAAGGCAGGGCAUUGAAACCUUCCCUCAACAAAGGGAGGCAUCGUUCAGCUGACUCUCUGAUUCUACAGAUGCUUUAAGCAUCUCUCCCGAACCAUAAAAAGCUUGUAUUUUUCUUUCUCAGAACGGAGCUGGGAUUUUGCACUCAGUUCUCUAUUCUGUGCUCUCACAGUAUCACAACAUUUUUAGCAUGUUGUUAACAAAGUCUCCUUUAGAAAAAAAUCUCAGCUUUUGCUCUGGUAGCGUGAGAAGGAAGGUUCAGUUUGGGCCUAGAGAGAGGCUCCAUUAUAGGAAGCCAGGCAUUCAUGUUCUCAGCCAGCUGAAUUGCAACUGCAGCUUGUAAAUUCAUUGUUGUUUUCAGUGCGAAUCUCCCUUUGCAGAUUUAAAGUAGUCAUCGCCUAGAUGUCACUCCUAACCACAACUCCUUGCUAAUCAAGCCAUUUUCAAUAGCCUAGAGGCUCUUCCCAGCUGAUCCCAAAAUCUGUGUUAAUCUCCUUUCCCACACAGAUUUUUUGCAGCCGUUUUUGCAGACCUAUUAGGCCAGGCUUGGCCAAACUUGGCCCUCCAGCUGUUUUAGGACUACAACUCCCAUCAUCCCUAGCUAACAGGACCAGUGGUCAGGGAUGAUGGGAACUGUAGUCCCAAAACAGCUAGAGGGCCAAAUUUGGCCAUGCCUUUUUUGGCCAACUCUUUUAAACAACCACCCACUGGAUUUGCAGUUUUGGCCACCAGUUUUGGAGUCACAUUUCACAGGGCUCCAGCACUGUGUACUGCAGUGGUGAAUCUCAGGAAGUUUGGGACUAAGCAAGAACCUCCUUUUUAGCCGUUGGUAGUGUUUGAUUUACCUCAGAACUAUUCACAUAUAUGGGACACGGGUGGCGCUGUGGGUUAAACCACAGAGCCUAGGGCUUGCUGAUCAGAAGGUCGGCGGUUCGAAUCCCCACGACGGGGUGAGCUCCCGUUGCCCGGUCCCUGCUCCCGCCAACCUAGCAGUUCAAAAGCACGUCAAAGUGCAAGUAGAUAAAUAGGUACCACUCUGGCGGGAAGGUAAACGGCGUUUCCGUGUGCUGCUCUGGUUCGCCAGAAGCGGCUUAAUCAUGCUGGCCACAUGACCCGGAAGCUGUACGCCGUCUCCCUCAGCCAGUAAAGCGAGAUGAGCGCUGCAACCCCAGAGUCGGCCACGACUGGACCUAAUGGUCAGGGGUCCCUUUACCUUUAUUUACAUAUAUAUUCUACCCCCCCUCCCCGCAGAUAUACACCCGGUCGGUGAUCGAACCUCUUCCUCCAGCCCCGACCCGAGACGUGGCCACCUCUCCGAUCCCAUCGCCUUCCGAAAACAGCACGACCCCUCCAGACACGUUGGCGAGGAGUACGGAGAAGCAGAAAAAGAAACCCAAAAUGACAGACGAGGAAAUCUUGGAGAAAUUAAGUACGUCUUCUCACUGCUGGGUUUUUCGAAUGGGACCUCAGGGAAAUGGAUAUAUUUCAGGUCACCUCACACUGUGAGGUUGUCGCCACUUCACAACUGCACUCUUCUCUCUCUAUCUCUGUCGCACACACACACACACACACACACACUCCGCAGGCUCCACCUUGUGCAAAAUUUAGCACUUUCACGACACCGAAGAGAUGUUUUCGUUCUUCAAAAAACCCCAGCUUCCUGAAUCCUCUCACAGUGGUGUCAGCUUGUGGGUUCAGCUUCUUCAAAGGAGGAGAGAUGCACUCUGUGUGCAUGUGUUUGUGUGUUAGGUGUGAAUGUCAGAGCCAUCCUAGAAGCUCCUGUCACUUUCAAAACCCUGGGAUGUGUGAGGCUGUAUUCUACCCUUGCUGGGGAAUGCAAAAACAUUUCGAAUGCAAGAGCGGCCCUGUUGGAUGGGAACAAAGCCAUCGUGUUUUCCAAAAGUGGCAAACCAGACGCUUCGAGAAAGCAUUCUGGUCGUGUGCGAAUGCAACAGCCUUCUCAUUGCUGCCUGUCCUCUGACCCACACCCCACUAUAUAUUUUGGAAAGCAUGCUAUGGCCCAACCUGCUCAUUCUGUUUAGCCUGCUGGUACACCUGUCCUCCACAUGGCUUUCCCUCUAUUUCAGAUGUCUGGACGGUGAGCGCUGUUCCUUAAGACACCAAAAUGCAUUCACGCCCAUGCGCAAGAGUGAAGUACAGUGGAACCAUGGUUCUCAAACUUAAUCCGUUCCGGAAGUCUGUUCCAAAACCAAAGCGUUCCAAAACCAAGGCACGCUUUCCCAUAGAAAGUAAUGCAAAAUGGAUUAAUCCGUUCCAGACUUUAAAAAAAGACCCCUAAAACAGCAACUGAACAUGAAUUUUAAGCGGGUGGCGCUGUGGGUUAAACCACAGAGCCUAGGACUUGCCAAACAGAAGGUCGGCGGUUCGAAUCCCCGCGACAGGGUGAGCUCCUAUUUCUCAGUCCCUGCUCCUGCCCACCACCUGCUGCUCUGGUUCGCCAGAAGCGGCUUAGUCAUGCUGGCCACAUGACCCGGAAGCUGUACACCGGCUCCCUCGGCCAAUAAAGCAAGAUGAGUGCAACAACCCCAGAGUCGGCCACGACUGGACCUAAUGGUCAGGGGUUCUUUUACCUUUAACAUGAAUUUCAUUAUUGAACGAGACCAUUGAUCCAUAAAAUGAAAGCAAUAAACAAUGUACUGCGGUCACACAUUCAAUCAAUCAGUAGCUGAACUGGGUUCCAGACAGUCACAAAAACAAAAAAGAUCCUCAAAAACACAAAAUAAAUAGCAAAAACAGACAGACCUUAGCGUAACACUCAAAACGGAGAACGUUCGGCUUCUGAAAAAUGUCCACAAAUCGUAACAUUUAGAGUUUGCAGUGUUUGGGUUGCGAGUUGUUUGAGUACCAAGGCCUUUGAGAACCAAGGUACCACUGUAUUUGCAGACUUUGACGAAGCCUAGGGUCAGUAAGGUAAUCAACAACCUUUAGAGCGUCUCCGUCCAAAAACAGCCCACAGAGGACUUGCUCGGUAUCGCAGAAUUGUAGAGUCGCAAGGGCCAUCUCUUCCAUCUGUGAAAUAUAUCUUAUAAUUUCUGUUCAUAUAUCUUAGUUGUAGUGGAUUGGGAUCAGCAUGGGACUCAUAUAGAACUUAUAUACCCUGUAUAUAAUGCAUAUUUGUGUUAGAAUUCCUGCUCCAUGAUUGCAGUCAUGGGAUUUUUGCCUAUCACAUGACGUGGUAUAUUUUGACUCCACAGAGUGGGAAGUGACGGAGACAGGAUGUUUGUGUUGCUGUGUUCCGUGAAGUGGGACUAUUGUCCUUUGUUCUUUUUCUCUUUGCUGUCUGAUGCUAGAGAGAGAGAGAGGGAGCCAUGUUGCAGUGCUCUGUGUGUGUUUAUAUGUAAAUAAAGUAGAUUAGCCAAAAUGCUGAGUUGCUGAGGUCUGUCACACGCAAGUUGCGCCAACUCUGCAGAUCCCUAAGUGUGCCGGUGUCGGUUGGCAUCGGUCGCUGUGAUGUUCAGGCAGAAGAAGCUUAUGAAGCUCCCGAACGAUCGACCAGGAGGGAGGGAACAUGCCAGUCUGGCAUGUGUCUCUGCCAGGGUCCUACUCGAGUGUAGGACGAGCUCCUGACAAUUUGAUGGAGGCACCCUGAAGGCAGCUCAUAUAAAGGACGAAAACAGCAACGCCACAUUGAUUAAUGUAUCAGCUGACAGCUAAAGCAAUAUUCCUGAAUACCAGGGAACUUUAAAUCACAAGACAACAGGAAUGGUUUUGCCCAGUGCCUAAGAGGCAACAGAGAUGGCACCAGGUGAACGUGUCCUUAGUUUAUCUGCUUAGCAAAGCUAAUUGCAUUCCCAGGGGUCUGAGGUCUUGCAAGGAGCUUUGAUCAGCUCAGAUUCUGUCAUGCUUGCUUUUAAAUUUGUUUGUUCAGGAGAGCUGAGCGGCCUUCCAAAGCUCUUUCAUUUUAUCCUAAUUUUUCUUUUCCCUUUUUUGUUUUUGAAGGAGGUAUUGUGAGUGUGGGUGACCCCAAGAAGAAAUAUACAAGUUUUGAGAAGAUCGGGCAAGGGUUAGUAUAUGGUCUCCGGCUUCCUUCACCUCUUCUGCCUUCAGCAUGAAAUGAGCAUGGAUCUGGAAUUUCUCAAAAUGCCUUUUAUACUUUGCUAGAGCAUAGUGACCAGUUGUGAUGGCAUAUUACUGAAUUCCAAUUAUCUGUGCUCUCAGGUGUGUGACUGAACGCCUGAACACAAUUGUGACUUAUUAAAAUUUAAAAAUCCCUGGGCUGUUUCCCAGUUUGAUUGGUGUGACGAGAUGACUCUACAGUUCUAUAAAAUCAUAGGAUUGUAGCUCUGGAAGGGACCCCGAAGGUCAUCCAGUCCAACCCCCUGCAUUGCAGGAAUCUUUCCCCCCAAUGUAGGUUUCGAACCCACGACCCUGAGAUUAAGAGUCUCACGCUCUCCAGCUGCUGAGCUGUGAAAAAGCAGUCAUAGCUGAUUUGAUUGACUCAAAUCCACACACAUCUUCCAGUAGAAAACAGCAGUUUUAAAGAAACCAAAGCAAAUACCGUAUUUUUCCGUCUAUAAGAUGCCCCCAUGUAUAAGAUACCCCCUAUUUUUUGGGGACUCCGAUUUAAGAAAAUGGGGGGAGAUAUUAUCUGUGUAUAAGAUGAGCCCAGAUUUUGAACAUUAGUUUAGAGCAGGGGUCAGCAAACUUUUUCAGGAGGGGGCCGGUCCACUGUCCUUCAGACCUUGUGGGGGGCUGGACCCACCCCCUUCCGAAAGCACCCCCUCUCCUGAAAGGCCCCCCUGCCUAUGCCACUUCCUUCCCCCUCAGCCGCUUCCUCCCGCUUAGCCACCUUAGUGGGAAGGAAGAGGCGGUGCCCAGAGGUGUCCACAGCUUCUGAUUGGCUGCAGGAGCUUCCUGCAGCCAAUCAGAAGCCGUGCCGCGUCGUGGAAGUCAGUCUCCGCGUGGCGAGGCCUCUGCGCCACGCCUGUUUAGUGCGGGGGCUGACCCAGUCACCCACAAACGAAACCUAUGGGGGCUUGGGGAAGAGGUUGACUCACAGUCCGAGCUGUGAAAAUCUUCAGCCGAGGCGAGCGUUUGCCUUGAUGUCACGUGAAAUGAGCUGGCAAGCGUUUGCAGAGAGCAGUUCAGAGAAAGUCAAGCUUAAGCAUGUUAAAAUUAGCUGAAUGUUUGCCUCUAAAACAGUGAGGAUGAAAAGGUGCGCACAAUAUUCCUUUUGUGUGUGUGUGCGCGCGCACAAACGCUCUUGACUCUCACAGCUAUUGUGUUCACCUUCUCUAUGGUCUAUUCUGGGGCUGCUAACCUUCCCUCCCAGCGUGAUCCCAACCAAUUAGCGAUGGUCGUGAGAGCAGAAUGAUGUCACGGCGCCAUACAACCAAUUGGCUCUUGCUGUGCAGUGAUGCCGCCAAAGGGAAACAAAGCCUCAGUAAAACACCCAAGAAUUCUGAAGCUCUGCUGGAAUGACUAACCUUGGCUUCCUCCUACUGACUACCAAGCUUUUGUUUACCUAAGUUACUUGCAGGCCACUUAACUUGAGUUAUUCUUUUUCCAAACUCUCCUCUAUCUGUGGUUGUUUUUAGCUGAGUCUGGCUUGCAACAGGCUAACUUCCCCUGAAGGCCUAUAAUGUAGUUGCAGAAUAUCUGCUUUAUGCGUAGAAAAUCCCCGGUACAAACCCCAAUAGCAUCUCCAGAUAGCAUCAUUCCCUGCUAGCAACCUUAGAGAGCCAGUGCCAGUCCGUUCAGACAGAGCUAAGGUGUUGUUGUUUAGUUGUUUAGUCGUGUCCAACUCUUCGUGACCCCAUGGACCAGAGCACGCCAGGCACUCCUGUCUUCCACUGCCUCCCGCAGUUUGGUCAAACUCAUGCUGGUACCUUCGAGAACACUGCCCAACCAUCUCGUCCUCUGUUGUCCCCUUCUCCUUGUGCCCUCCAUCUUUCCCAACAUCAGGGUCUUUUCCAGGGAGUCUUCUCUUCUCAUGAGGUGGCCAAAGUAUUGGAGCCUCAGCUUCAGGAUCUGUCCUUCCAGUGAGCACUCUGGGCUGAAUUCAUUAAGAAUGGAUUGAUUUGAUCUUCUUGCAGUCCAUGGGACUCUCAAGAGUCUCCUCCAACACCAUAAUUCAAAAGCAUUAAUUCUCUGGCGAUCAGCCUUCUUUAUGGUCCAGCUCUCACUUCCAUACAUCACUACUGGGAAAACCAUAGCUUUAACUAGACGGACCUUUGUUGACAAGGUGAUGUCUCUGCUUUUUAAGAUGCUGUCUAGGUGCUGACUAGUGCUAAGGUAGAUGGAGCAAUGGUCUGAUUCUGUAUAAGGCAGCUUCCUAUGUUCCUGUUACCAGGGGCGACUGGUUAUUUAACUAGCUUCCCUGGUAUUCUUAGAGCAGCAAUGUCAUUUUGCAGUCAUGGCAGUGCCCUGCAACACAGAUUAUUGUGUGACAGCUCACGGGGUGAUACACAACUAAAUCUUGGUCACAGUGUAGACCCAUUAGGUCCAUGGAUUUCUAUGGGUCUGUUCUGAAGUUGCCUAAAGUUGGAUAUCACCCAUAGUCUAGUGUGUUAUUGAUCAUUUAGUGUGUUAAUGCUGUUGUAGAAAGAUUUGGAGUUGGCUUUUGCUGCCCAUCUCCCCAAGGGAUUCUGAGCCCCCCAAGCUGGAAUUAAGAUUGCCGGAAGAAAUAUCAACAACCUCAGAUAUGCAGAUGACACAACUUUGAUGGCAGAAAGUGAGGGGGAAUUAAAGAACUUCUUAAUGAGGGUGAAAGAGGAGUGCACAAAAUACGGUUUGAAGCUCAACAUCAAAAAAACUAAGAUCAUGGCCACUGGUCCCAUCACCUCCUGGCAAAUAGAAGGGGAAGAAAUGGAGGCAGUGAGAGAUUUUACUUUCUUGGGCUCCAUGAUCACUGCAGAUGGUGACAGCAAUCAUGAAAUUAAAAGACGCCUGCUUCUUGGGAGAAAAGCAAUGACAAACCUAGACAGCAUCUUAAAAAGCAGAGACAUCACCUUGCCAACAAAGGUCCGUAUAGUUAAAGCUAUGGUUUCCCCAGUAGUGAUGUAUGGAAGUGAGAGCUGGACCAUAAAGAAGGCUGAUCGCCGAAGAAUUGGUGCUUUUGAAUUCUGGUGCUGGAGGAGACUCUUGAGAGUCCCAUGGACUGCAAGAAGAUCAAACCUCUCCAUUCCUAAGGAAAUCAGCCCUGAGUGCUCACUGUAAGGACAGAUCCUGAAGCUGAGGCUCCGAUACUUUGGCCACCUCAUGAGAAGAGAAGACUCCCUGGAAAAGCCCCUGAUGUUGGGAAAGAUGGAGGGCACAAGGAGAAGGGGAUGACAGAGGACGAGAUGGUUGGACAGUGUUCUCGAAGCUGCUAAAAUGAGUUUGACCAAACUGCAGGAGGCAGUGGAAGACAGGAGUGUUUGGCGUGCUCUGGUCCAUGGGGUCACAAAGAGUCGGACACGACUAAACAACAACAAAAAGUCCACGAUCGGUCAGAGAAUAAUGUAUGGAGGCAGGAUCCAGUGGAAGAAAGGGAGAUCUUUAUUUUUAGGUUGCAGCAGACACACACACACCCCUUGCAAGGAGGUGAGGACAAAGAACAAAGUGCACAGGAACAUUUAAUGAUUUUAGGAGUUGCCCAACCCCUUAGCUAAAGACCACCCAUACAUCACAGAAAGAGGUAGCUUCUCUCCUGUCCGUCAAGAUGACCUGAUAAUAUUUUAACGAUUGCAUUACCUGGGUUGCCUGGCCAUUCUUUUGAGACGGUAAGUAGGUCACACAGGCCGUACCCUAUUCAUACAGAAAAUAUGCCCUUAAGACAGGAUUUGUAUGAUUUGUAAGUGAAAAGAAAUAAUGGGAAAGGUUUCUCCAAAUAUUUCCUUCCGCAGAGGAAAUAUUUGGGGUCAUGAAGAAUCAAGAUGGCUUCAGGAUUGCUUUCCUGUACUAUUUCAGAUGUGGGAUUUAUAUACUUGAGUACGUGUGUUUUACUUUGUGCAUUUAUGAACAUUUAUUUAUUGAACACUUACAAUAAAAGCAUGCCUUAACGGGUUGUCCUUCCUUUCAGAGCUUCAGGGACAGUUUACACGGCGAUCGAUGUAGCUACAGGACAGGAGGUAAGUGUUAUGGGGAUACUGGAGCCGUUUCACUAAAUGAGAGAUGUUCUGGCUUUGAUUUUGAGCCUCUCUUCUCGACCCCUGCUCCCCGAUUCGCUCCAAUUCAGAAUUGUGACAAAGGACACAAGAGUUGGAAACUUAAAUUAGAUCCAGCUUCAGACGACUAGAGACUUAAUUGUAAUUAUUCCUCUUCCCUGUUCCCCGCCCUCAUUUCAGGUUGCAAUUAAGCAGAUGAACUUGCAGCAACAGCCCAAGAAGGAGCUGAUAAUUAAUGAAAUUCUCGUCAUGAGGGAAAACAAGAACCCCAACAUUGUCAACUAUCUGGACAGGUAUUCGCACUUUUUCCCCAAUAGGGAAUGUCAUGUGUACAAGAUUCAGGGCAGAUGAAAGAAAGCACUUAUUUACGAAGCGCGUUGUUAUACUGUGGAACUCUCUGCCUCAGGAAGUAGUGGUGGCUGCAGCUUGGGUGGCUUUAAAAGAGGAUUGGACAAAUUCAAGGAGGAGAGGGCUAUUGAUGACCACUAGCUGUGAUUGCUAUGUUCUACACACAAGGCUGGAGGCAGUAAUGUUUUUGAAUGCCAGUUCUUGGAAACUGUAGGACGAGAGAAGGGCUCUUGUGCUCAGGCUUGGUUAGGGACAAAAUAUGAUUGGAAUACAAUGGUACCUUGGGUUAAUUACUUAAUUCGUUCCGGAGGUCUGUUCUUAACCUGAAACUGUUCUUAACCUGAAGCACCACUUUAGCUAAUGGGGCCUCCUGCUGCCGCUGUGCCGCCGGAGCACGAUUUCUGUUCUCAUCCUGAAGCAAAGUUCUUAACCCGAGGUACUAUUUCUGGGUUAGCGGAGUCUGUAACCUUAAGCGUAUGUAUCCUGAAGCGUAUGUAACCUGAAGCAUAGGAAUUCAAGGGCAUCCUGAUCAAAUUUGCAGAUGACACCAAACUGGGAGGGGUGGCUAACAACCCAGAGGACAGGAUCACACUUCAAAACGACCUUGACAGAUGAGAGAAAUGGGCAAAAACAAACAAGAUGAAUUUUAACAGGGAGAAAUGUAAAGUAUUGCACUUGGGCAAAAAAAAUGAGAGGCACAAAUACAAGAUGGGUGACACCUGGCUUGAGAGCAGUACAUGUGAAAAGGAUCUAGGAGUCUUGGUUGACCACAAACUUGACAUGAGCCAACAGUGUGACGUCGCAGCUAAAAAAAGCCAAUGCAAUUCUGGGCUGCAUCAAUAGGAGUAUAGCAUCUAGAUCAAGGGAAGUAAUAGUGCCACUGUAUUCUGCUCUGGUCAGACCUCACCUGGAGUACUGUGUCCAGUUCUGGGCACCACAGUUCAAGAAGGACACUGACAAACUGGAACGUGUCCAGAGGAGGGCAACCAAAAUGGUCAAAGGCCUGGAAACGAUGCCUUAUGAGGAACGGCUAAGGGAGCUGGGCAUGUUUAGCCUGGAGAAGAGGAGGUUAAGGGGUGAUAUGAUAGCCAUGUUCAAAUAUAUAAAAGGAUGUCACAUAGAGGAGGGAGAAAGGUUGUUUUUGCUGCUCCAGAGAAGCGGACACGGAGCAAUGGAUCCAAACUACAAGAAAGAAGUUUCCACCUAAACAUUAGGAAGAACUUCCUGACAGUAAGAGCUGUUCGACAGUGGAAUUUGCUGCCAAGGAGUGUGGUGGAGUCUCCUUCUUUGGAGGUCUUUAAGCAGAGGCUUGACAACCAUAUGUCAGGAGUGCUCUGAUGGUGUUUCCUGCUUGGCAGGGGGUUGGACUCGAUGGCCCUUGUGGUCUCUUCCAACUCUAUGAUUCUAUGAUUCUAUAUGUAACCCGAGGUACCACUGUAGAUCAGUGCUGAUUUCUGACCCACCAUUGCUUAGUAAUGGCAACUACAAAAUGACAACAGCAAACUGAAAAAAUGGCAGCAAAUUGAAAAAAUGGCAGAACUUUGGAGUGAGCUCUGUUCAGUUUUGGCAUUUGAAAUGAAUUCCUCGGUUAGGAAUUCAUUAAUUCCAAGUGCCUCUCUUUGGCAUCUGACUUCCAUUUGGUGAAUCUUGAGUGUCUAAUAAAAAAAUAAAAUAAAGCGAAUUCCACAAGCCUCAAGUCUGCCUGCCUCUGCAACACUGAAUCCCAACCACAAAAAGGCCUGAAGUUCAUAUCUGUAUGCUUUGCACAUAUCCAAGUUUCCACCCCCCUAAUUUUAGUUUUUGUAUAUCAUAUCUGUUGAUGCCUCCUUCUAGUGUGUGGAUGAUGCAGUUUUGGCCGCAUAAAGAGCCUCAGAGAAUAUCUGCUGUUACUAUGCAAGUUACAUGCACUUAAAAAAAGGGGGGGGGGAGAUGAUUUACUUGGAGAACAAUGGCGUCCCUGAUUAACAUUCUCUUGAGCAAGAAAUGUACACAUCUCAUGUUGGCCCAAACUGUCUUUUAAAAUUAAACCACAGUUCAAAAGUUGAGAGGAGCAUUUUUUUAGCAGCUUCUGAAGACCAGUGGUUUCCCCACAAAAUGUGUGUCUUAUUUUCCCCACCAGUAGUUUCACCAGCUCCUAAGUAGGAUAGUAGCUUUGCGCAAUAACAAAGGAUAAUCUCUUCAGGAGACGGGAAGAUCUUCUUAACUUGAUGCAGCCUCCAACUUUAGUGGACUUUGAUUAAGAACAUAAGAGCCUGUUGGAUCAGGCCUGACUGUUAAUGGGGAGGGAACAAAAAACUUUGGAGGUGGACUGGAGUAUGGCAGAAGGGGGCAUGGCUGGCUGGCUGGAACAGCAGUGGCCACGUUUAGACAUUUUGGGAAUAGAGUAAUAUAGGGUAAUAGUGGGUGGUGCUGUGGUCUAAACCACAGAGCCUAGGGCUUGCCGAUCAGAAGGUCAGCGGUUCGAAUCCCUGCAACGGGGUGAGCUCCCGUUGCUCAGUCCCUGCUCCUGCCCACCUAGCAGUUUGAAAGCACGUCAAAGUGCAAGUAGAUAAAUAGGUACUGCUCUGGCGGGAAGGUAAACGGCGUUUCCAUGCGCUGCUCUGGUUCGCCAGAGGCUGCUUAGUCAUGCUAGCCACAUGACCCGAAACGCUGGCUCCCUCAGCCUAUAGAGCGAGAUGAGCGCUGCAACCCCAGAGUCGUCUGCGACUGGACCUAACAGUCAGGGGUCCCUUUACCUUUACCUUUUAAUAUUGAAUGAUAGAAUGAAGUAUGUGAUUGGAGAUUGUUCGGCGAACAUGGCAAUGGAUCAUUAACCAAUGUGAGCAAUCCAAUAAAUAAUAUUAGAAUCGUAGAAUUGUAGAGUUGGAAGGGACCACAAUCGUCAUCUCCUUCAACCCCCUGCAAUGCAGGGAACUUUUGCGCAAAGUGUGUCUCGAACUCACAACCCUGAGAUUAAGGGUUGCAUGCUCUACCAACUGAGCUAUCCUAGCAAUCUAUUUAAUCCCGUUCAAGCACUAUGGACUUUAACACUGCAGAGGAUCACGUUUGCAAAAACGUGGAAGAGUAGCCGAGGAAGAAAAGAAUCAGUUGGAAGUCAUAACAGUAAGAAAGAGGCCCACGGGAACAGAUGGCAGUUGUCAGGUUGACAAUAAUCUGUUUUUUUUUUUAGAAAGGGGAAUUGAUGACCUCUUAUAAAAAAUUAUUGAGAAGCUGGUGACCAUACGGUCCUAAGACAUUGGAUGCUGUGAGUUCAGGUCAGAAGGGGGAGCAUCAUCUUCCUGCUAGCUUCUAUACCUGCUGCUUUUGGCUCGUUUUCUUUCCUCCGGGGAGGAGAAGUGGCUGCUGCUCUGAGCGCUUCGCUUCCUCCUUUCCCAGCGGGGCAGAAGUUGCAGUGGGGCCAGUUGAGCUGCCUUUGCCAGAAACAUGUUUGUGCUGAGAUUUUCCGGACUGAAAAAGUCCCCUGCUGCGGCCGUCCCCGAAGCAGCCGUCACAGAUGCCCUUAGCUGUCACAGUUCUCCGGCAGCCCAGUCCCUGUUCAUUCAUUUAAAUGAAUGAACUUAAAUUCAUUAAGUUUUAGCCUAUUCUGAAAAACAGCAAUAAGAAGAAAAAGGAGAAGAAGAAGAAGAAGAAGAAGAAGAAGAAGAAGAAGAGGAGGAGUUUGGAUUUGAUAUCCCGCUUUAUCACUACCUGAAGGAGUCUCAAAGCAGCCAACAAUCUCCUUUCCCUUCCUCCCCCACAACAAACACUCUGUGAGGUGAGUGGAGCUGAGAGACUUCAGAGAAGUGUGACUGGCCCAAGGUCACCCAGCAGCUGCAUGUGGAGGAGCGGGGAAGCGAACCCGGUUCACCAGAUUAUGAGACUACUGCUCUUAACCACUACACCACACUGGCUCGGUGGGGAGGAGGACAGAAGCACCAGGAUAUCUUCGUUAAGAGAUGGGGGCACCUGUGAAAAUUCAUGGAUGGAAACGAUGGCUGGGGAAAUUAACCUCGAAACAUCGGAAAGGGGCUCAUACUGAGUCAGGCCACUGGUCCAUCCAGCGCAGUGUUGCAUACACUGGCUGGCAGCAUCAGGAUUUCAGACAGUGAAGACCCCUGGCCAUAGCUGGAGAUGCUGUGGUUUGAACCAGGCACCUUCUGCAUGCAAGUCUAGUGCCCCAACCACUGAACCUAUUCCCAUCUCUAGCACACACUGCUGCUAGAAGGGUCCUUUAGGUUGGGGAAGGGCUACAGUGGAUCAUAGCUGUCAACUAUGAUUUGAAAAUAAGGGACCAGCAGCCUCAAAAAUAAGGGAUCAGCAGCCCAAAUAAGGGAUUUUCAGAGCACAGGUAUGUUCAACUUCUGAGCCCCUCCGAGCCAAAGGCAGAAAGCCCAGCUAUCAGCCAAACGAAGCCUCAAGCGGUGGUUCCCACAGUGCAGCAAGGGAAACCACCGUCUCCUCUCCGCUGGGAAGCGCUGAGCAAAGGCAAGUCUCCAGGCAACACAGCCGAUUUGAUUGGCACAAGGCGUGCAAGCUCCACCCCCCAGUCGUUCUUAGACUCCUUAUUGGGUGAACAAUGCAGCCAAGCAACACAAUUGGAGCCUCCAUGGCCGGCAGGGAGGGAGGGAGAGGAGCUGCUUCCUUUGAAACCCGGGAAAUUUAAGGGAGAUCUUCAAUAAGGGACAGCAGCGGGACACGGGGCUGGGAUAAGGGACUUUCUCGCCAAAUAAGGGACGGUUGACAGCUAUGCUGUGGAUGCUCGGGUUGUGAAUGUGAUCCGUGCGGGAGGCACGUUCGCAACCCGCAGCGUUGCGCAUGCGUGGGUUGCGAUUCGGUGAUUCUGUGCAUGCGCAAAGCGCGAUUUAGCGCUUCUGCGCAUGCGCGAGUGCCAAAACCUGGAAGUAACCUGUUCCGGUACUCCCGGGUUUCAGCGAGUCUGUAACCCGAAAAUGCGCAACCUGAAGUGUCUGUAACCCGAGGUAUGACUGUAUAUCUCAGUGGUAGAGCAUCUGUUUUCCCCAUAGAAGGUCGCAGGUUCAAUUCCUGGCAUCGCCAGGUAAGGAUGAAACCAUCCCCUGUCUAAAAUCCCUGAGGACCACUAAAGGGCAGUGUAGACAAAUUGGAUGAAGACAGGACAAUGGCCUUAAAAGGUAAAGGGACCCCUGACCAUUAGGUCCAGUCGUGGGCGACUCUGGGGUUGUGGCGCUCAUCUCUCUUUAUUGGCCGAGGGAGCCGGCGUACAGCUUCCGGGUCAUGGGCCAGCAUGACUAAGCCGCUUCUGGCGAACCAGAGCAGCGCACGGAAACGCCGUUUACCUUCCCGCCCGAGCGGUACCUAUUUAUCUACUUGCACUUUGAUGUGCUUUCCGACCUUCUGAUCGGCAAGCCCUAGGCUCUGUGGUUUAAUCCACAGCGCCACCCGCGUCCCUGCCUUAAAAGGUAGCUGCUUAUUAUUAGGAGCAGACAGGGCUCAUCCACCUGGGAAGGGAGCCCAUCUAGGAGAAGGAAAUCUCUGAUCCUUAACCUCUGCUGCCUUGAGGGACAUCUUCAGGAGAAGAAAAGGCCAUGGAGCAAACCAUGUACCCCUCCUUCUGGUAACUCCUUCAGCCAAGCUGGUGCCAAACAUCUUGCUCCUCUUUCCUUUGGGUCACAUCAGCGAGGCUGAGAAAGGGGUUUUGUUGUCUGGGCAGCCCAGGCUUGUGCCUCGGGGAGUAGGGGAUCAAUUCAGUCCUGCUAAUGCAGCAGUUUGACUUCACCCCCGGAAGUGCACUCCAUUGCAGACGGAUGCCAGCAACUAAUCUGCUUAUGUUCCAUCACCAAGCUGGUGCCCUUCGGAUAUUUUGGCCACGCUGGGAAUUGUCGUCCAAAGCAUGUGAAAGCUACCAGGUUGGCAAUGUUUGAUGCAGAAGCCUCUUCAGCCUGUCAUUUGACACAUGAGACGUGUGACCCACUUCAUUCCCAGAAUUAUCAUUUGUUUUCAAUUUUAAAUUGUUGUAACCUGCCCUGGGACUCGCUGGUGAAGGGUGGGUCAUAAAUUUGAGGAUGAUUUGUUUGCAUGCCCAAAGGAGUCCUACGGAAACUGGGGACUGGGGUGCCAUCUCUUCAGGGUCGCAGAAUGUGGGAACGCCCCACCGGAGUUCUCUCUGCUGGUGUUUCCUCCCUUUUCUGCUAGCAAAAUACUCAAAUGUGUUCUCACCACAAAUUUCCCAGCAACUGCACAUUCCCUGGCUCCUUUCUUGACUCAUUAGGGACAGUUUUCAAGCUGGGGAGAAGACAAUAUACCAUUUCUCUCUCCACCUGCCCAUUUUGGGGGCAUGCACAGGGGCUUUCUUGGUCACAUAUAGAAACAAAACCCCAUUGAUCCUGCAACCAUCCCUCUCAUGCUUUAGAAGAUAGCCACAAGAUUUCUGCCUGUUUCGCCCUCACAACAACCUUACGAGGUGGGUUAGGCUGAGCAAGAGACUGCCUCCUCCCUGUACUUUGGCUUGCCUUUGUUUUAUUGAUUAUAGUUUAGAAAUUAUUUAUUGUAUCUGUUGAGUGGAUUUCUGUUUAACUUUUAUACGUUACAGUCAUACCUCGGGUUGAAGUAGCUUCAAGUUAAGUAUUUUUGGGUUGCGCUCUCCGGCAACUCGGAAGUAACGGAGCACGUUACUUCCGGGUUUCGCCGCUCGGGCAUGCGCAGACACUCAAAAUGAUGUCAUGCACAUGCGUGGAAGUGGCGAAACGCGACCCACGGACACGCAGACGCGCAGUCACGUCUUACGUUUACUUCAGGAUGCGAACGGGGCUCCAGAACGGAUCCCAUUCAUAUCCAGAGGUACCACUGUAUUAUUAUUUAAUACUAUUACUAUGGACAGUAAUACUAAAAGGAAAGGGAGUUCAUGAUGGCUCGGAGUUUGUUAAGAGGGAGAUAGUAAAAGCACAACUUCAGGCAAUACCAAUGAGACGGAAACAUGGAAGGUGCCUAAAGAAGCCAGGGUGGCUAUCUAAAGAACUUUUAACUGAGUUAAGAUUAAAAAAGGAUGUGCACAAAAAAUGGAAAAGGGGGGAAACCACCAAAGAGGAAUUCAAACAAAUAGCCAGCCCAUGUAGACACAAAGUCAGAAAAGCUAAAGCACAGAAUGAACUCAGGCUUGCUAGAGAGGUUAAAAGCAACAAAAAAGGCUUUUAUGGGUAUGUUUGUAGCAAAAGGAAGAACAAAGAAACAGUGGGGUCACUCAGAGGAGAAGAUGGUGAAAUGCAAACAGGGGACACAGAAAGAGCUGAACUCCUCAAUGCCUUCUUUGCCUCAGUCUUCUCCGAUAAAGAAAACAAUGCCCGACCUGAAGAAUUUGGAGCAAAUGAUUCAGCAGAGGAAACACAGCCCAGAAUAACUAAGGAGAUAGUACAAGAAUACUUGGCUAGUUUAGAUGUAUUCAAGUCUCCAGGGCCAGAUGAACUGCAUCCAAGAGUAUUAAAAGAACUGGCAGAUGUGAUCUCAGAACCACUGGCAGUCAUCUUUGAGAAUUCCUGGAGAACAGGCGAAGUCCCGGCAGACUGGAGGAGGGCAAAUGUUGUCCCUAUUUUCAAAAAGGGGAAAGAGAGGACCCAAAUAAUUACCGCCCAGUCAGUCUGACAUCAAUACCAGGGAAGAUUCUGGAGCAGAUCAUUAAGCAAACAGUCUGUGAGCACCUAGAAAGGAAUGCUGUGAUCACCAAUAGUCAGCAUGGAUUUCUGAAAAAUAAGUCAUGUCAGACUAACCUGAUCUCGUUUUUGACAGAAUUACAAGCCUGGUAGAUGAAGGGAAUGCAGUGGAUGUAGCCUACCUUGAUUUCAGCAAGGCAUUUGACAAGGUGCCCCAUGAUAUUCUUGUAAAGAAGCUGGUAAAAUGCAGUCUUGACUAUGCUACCACUCAGUGGAUUUGUAACUGGCUGACUGACCGAACCCAAAGGGUGCUCAUCAAUGGUUCCUCUUCAUCCUGGAGAAGAGUGACUAGUGGGGUGCCACAGGGUUCUGUCUUGGGCCCGGUCUUAUUCAACAUCUUUAUCAACGACUUGGAUGAUGGACUCAAGGGCAUCCUGAUCCAAUUUGCAGAUGACACCAAACUGGGAGGGGUGGCUAACACCCCAGAGGACAGGAUCACACUUCAAAACGACCUUGACAGAUUAGAGAACUGGGCCAAAACAAACAAGAUCAACUUUAACAGGGAGAAAUGUAAAAUAUUGUACUUGGGCAAAAAAAAUGAGAGGCACAAAUACAAGAUGGGUGACACCUGGCUUGAGAGCAGUACAUGUGAAAAGGAUCUAGGAGUCUUGGUUGACCACAAACUUGACAUGAGCCAACAGUGUGAUGCGGCAGCUAAAAAAGCCAAUGCAAUUCUGGGCUGCAUCAAUAGGAGUAUAGCAUCUAGAUCAAGGGAAGUAAUAGUGCCACUGUAUUCUGCUCUGGUCAGACCUCACCUGGAGUACUGUGUCCAGUUCUGGGCACCACAGUUUAAGAAGGACACUGACAAACUGGAACGUGUCCAGAGGAGGGCAACCAAAAUGGUCAAAGGUCUGGAAACGAUGCCUUAUGAGGAACGGCUAAGGGAGCUGGGCAUGUUUAGCCUGGAGAAGAGGAGGUUAAGGGGUGAUAUGAUAGCCAUGUUCAAAUAUAUAAAAGGAUGUCAUAUAGAGGAGGGAGAAAGGUUGUUUUCUGCUGCUCCAGAGAAGCGGACACGGAGCAGUGGAUCCAAACUACAAGAAAGAAGAUUCCACCUAAACAUUAGGAAGAACUUCCUGACAGUAAGAGCUGUUCGACAGUGGAAUUUGCUGCCAAGGAGUGUGGUGGAGUCUCCUUCUUUGGAGGUCUUUAAGCAGAGGCUUGACAACCAUAUGUCAGGAGUGCUCUGAUGGUGUUUCCUGCUUGGCAGGGGGUUGGACUCGAUGGCCCUUGUGGUCUCUUCCAACUCUAUGAUUCUAUGAUUCUAUGAUUCUAUUCUAAUGAUUGUUGAAUGUUACUUUUUUGAUAUAGGUUGCCUAUUUUAAAGUUUUAUUAUCACAUUUUUGUAUUGCAUUAGAUUGUACAUUUUUUGUUUCUUCAGCUUGUAAACGGCCUUGAGUAUUGUAAGAUAGAAAGACGGUAUACAAAUUUAAAAAUGAUGAUGAUGGCCACUCAGGAAGCUGAAACACGGAGCAGGAAUUUGAACCCGGGUCCUCCCCCAGCCCGAUCCAUAUCCGACCCGCAAGCCUGUUACUUUCCACCGUCCAUUUUGCGCUACCAUCUGGCUCUGCUGUCAAAAUAGCUCUGCUCUCUUGGUUUGGCAAUGCAGUUUUGUGUGUGUGUGGUGAAAGGGAUACAAUGACCGUCUGUUAUUUCUCUGGCUUCCCGCAGUUACCUCGUGGGGGAUGAAUUGUGGGUAGUCAUGGAAUAUUUGGCAGGCGGUUCCUUGACAGACGUGGUGACAGAGACCUGCAUGGAUGAAGGGCAGAUUGCCGCCGUGUGCCGGGAGGUAAGGACUUAAACUACGUAUAUAUUUCAUUCCAAAUGGAAGUCCAGGGCUUUGCUGGCGAAUGGGAUGUGCUGCUUGGAGUUCCUGUGUGCGUGAGAGAGAGAUGGAAUUAUUUGAAUUUCCUGGAGUGCCUCCAGACUGUCAGUAUAUUUCGGGAGGGGUGCAAGCUCAUUCCAGGAACUCUAGGCGUGCGCAACUGAAGUAAGUCGAAGUGCUCUGUCGCCCCAGCACAACAAAUCCACUUUUUUCAAAAAAGAAACAAAGUUUUCUAAGUCACAGGGAAACACAAUGCAAAGCAUUGGGAUGAAUGAAAGAUUAACAGGAAGACAUUUAUGCACCCAGCAAGCGGAUCAGGAUGAACGCUGGAUAAAUGUUGCGAUUUAAACAGGUGUCUAAAAAUAGAGCGGUGAUGUUUAGGGGGGUCGUGUUCAAAUCCUGGCACUGCUAGUCAAAAAGAUCAAGUAGCAGCUAAUGGAAAAGACCCUUCUCUGCCUCAGUCCUAGGACAGCUGCUGCCAGUCUGUGAUGGAGGAACCUUUGUCCUCCCCGAAGCAUCAGUCAGCAUGGCCAAAGACCAGCUGCGAAGAGAGUUGUAGUAUACUUGUUUAUUAUUUUAUUUAUUAAAGUUAUAUACCGCCCUUCAUUCGAAGAUCUCGGGGCGGUUCACAAGAUAAAAAUACAGGAUAGAAGCACAAAAUAAAUAGUUGAAAUGAAACAACAAAAACAAAUUUUAAACGCUGUGGAAUAUUAAUCAGCCCAAGGCCUGGUUGAAGAGGAACUUUUUUGCCUAAAGGUGUAUAAUGAAGGCACCAGGCGAACUUCCCUGGGGAAAGCAUUCCACAACCAGGGAGCCACUGCAGAGAAGGCCCCGUUCUCGUGUUGCCACCCUCCGGACCUCUCACGGAGGAGGCACAGAAAGAAGGGCCUCAGAAGAUGAUCUCAGAGUUGGGGGGUGGUUUAUAUGGGGAGAGGCAGUCCUUCCUGUCAUUAUAUGCGCCAGAAUGAAUUUUCCGCAAAAGCAUUCUGUGAGAAGUGACACACAUAUACUUACCUAAUUUCAUUUAUGCACUGCCUUUCCUCAAGGAGCUUGAGCUGGUAUAUGUUGAUCUCUGCCCCCCAUUUUGUCCGCACAACAACCGUGUGAGGUAGGCUAGGCAGAGAGUGAGUGACUGGUCCGAGAUCACCCAGUGAGCUUUGAGGCUGAGUGGGGAUUCGAACCCUGGUCUCCUAGGUCCUAGUCCAGUGCUCUAACCACUACACCAUACUGGCCCGCACAAAACCUCCUUUGUUGUUUGCAGUACUGAUUGUUGCUGCCUGUUUUUUUCUUCUUCCACAGUGUCUCCAGGCAUUGGAAUUCCUCCAUGCCAACCAAGUCAUCCACAGGGACAUCAAAAGUGACAAUAUCUUGCUGGGGAUGGAUGGCUCUGUCAAGCUAAGUAUGUUGACAGGAUGGUUGAGGAGAAUUGUACACCUGGAAUUUCAAAACCACCCUGUUUGUUUUGCUUUGUUGGAUGGCAGUUGGAGGAUGGAUGGCGGGUAACGGAUUGAGGUUGAAUCCUGACAAGACAGAGUCCCCCUGUUUUGGGGGGACAGGAGGCGGGUGGGUGUGGGGGACUCCCUGGUCCUGAAUAGGGCAACUGUGCCCCUGAAGGACCAGGUGAGCAGCCUGGGAGUCAUUUUGGACUCACAGCUGUCCAUGGAGGCGCAGGUUAAUUCUGUGUCCAGGGCGGCUGUCUACCAGCUCUAUCUGGUACGCAGGAUGAGACCCUACCUGCCUGCAGACUGUCUCACCAGAGUGGUGCAUGCUCUAGUUAUCUCCCGCUUGGACUACUGCCAUGCGCUCCAUGUGGGGCUACCUUUGAAGGUGACCCGGAAACUACAACUAAUGCAGAAUGCGGUAGUGAAACUGGUGACUGGGAGCGGCCGCUGGGACCACAUAACAUUGGUCCUGAAAGAUCUGUAUUGGUUCCCAGUACGUUUCCGGGCACAGUUCAAGGUGUUGGUGCUGAUCUUUAAAGCCCUAAAUGGCCUCGGCCCAGUAUACCAUGAAGGAGCAUCUCCACUCCCAUCGUUCAGCCCGGACACUGAGGUCCAGUGCCGAGGGCCUUCUGGCGGUUCCCUCAUUGCGAGAAGUGAGGUUACAGGGAACCAGGCAGAGGGCCUUCUUGGUAGUGGCGCCCGCCCUGUGGAACGCCCUCCCAUCAGAUGUCAAGGAACUAAACAACUAUCUGAUGUUUAGAAGACAUCUGAAGGCAGCCCUGUUUAGGGAAGUUUUUAACGUUUGAUGUUUUAUCGUGUUUUUAAUUUCCUGUCGGGAGCCGCCCAGAGUGGCUGGGGAAACCCAGCCAGAUGGGCGGGGUAUAAAUAAUAAAUGAUGAUGAUGAUGAUGAUGAUGAUGAUGAUGAAGGAGGUGUUCCAGAAGGGAAGGAGCUGUAGCCCUGCUCUGUUUUCCUGCUUCCCCUGGGAUGGCUCAGCCGGUAGAGCGUAAAUAUUAAAGAAGAUAAGACCUUGCAGUCUAAAACUUUGACGCGAAAGCCAAAUUCUGCCCGGGACUCCUCCAAAACAAAGGAAAACUGCUUCUUCUUCUGCUGCUGCUGUUCUUUUUAUAAAUUUCCCUCUUCUCUCCUUCCCCAUCAGCCGAUUUCGGCUUCUGUGCUCAGAUCACUCCCGAGCAAAGCAAGCGCAGCACCAUGGUGGGGACGCCAUAUUGGAUGGCGCCCGAGGUGGUGACGAGGAAAGCCUAUGGGCCCAAAGUGGACAUCUGGUCUCUGGGGAUAAUGGCCAUUGAAAUGAUAGAGGGGGAACCUCCGUACCUCAACGAAAAUCCACUGAGGGUAAGCGUUUUCGUUCUAACUGACUUUCAGCGUCGCUUUUCCUCCAGAAAAGGCUUCCCAGACUCUCUGGCAGUUUGUUUCGGCCAGCUGUCCCACCGGGGAUUAUAAAUGUUUCUCAUUUAUCCAGGGUGGAUAAAAAUCAAUGAUUUUAUAUAUAUAUAUAUAUAUAUAUAUAUGAAUUUUAAAAAAUUUAAAUUGGAUUUUUUUAUUAUUUAAAUUGGAUUUUUCAAAUAAAAUGCUUUUGGAGGAAUUUUUUCUUCUCAAGAUAGUUUUCUGUUUAAUUUACAUUAUAGUCCAAAGGCUAUUCAUCAGGAAAUAAGGAUUUGUUUUAAGUUUUUCAUGUGUGCUAAAACUCAGGUUGUUGUUUUUUUUAAUUUAUUUAACCACAUCACUUAACAAACUUGGAUACAUACACUAUAAUGUUAUUGUUUUAGUUAAAUAAAUUGUUAUUAAGGAAAUGAUUAUUUUCCUCCUUCCAAUAAAGUACAGCAGAAAAGUUUUCCAAAUAUAAACAGUUAACUUAUUAAACCUCACAGUAACUUCAUAAUUAUCUGUCUAUGUAUUUCAAAUAGUAUAACUAAAUCAGUAAUUUUCGAUAUAACUGUAAAAACUGCUCUGAAAAUUUAUUAUUCAAAAAAUGAAACCUUCAUCUGGUUGUAAAUAUUAAGAUGAUAGCAGCAAGAAUGAGCCUUUCUGUGAAAAUAUGAUAUAAAUCAAGUCUUACUGACUGGUGAUUUAAAUCAUGGGUUUAAAUCGAUUUGAUUUGAUUUGGUUUGAUUUGAUUUAAAUCAAAUCCACCCUGCAUUUGUCUGACUUUGCAUUGGUAUCUCUGGUAUUUAUUUAUUAUAUAUAUAUAUAUACCACCUUUUACUUCCGAGGAGCUCAAGGUGCUAAACAUGGUUCUCCUCCCCAUUUCAUCCUCACAACAAACCUGUGAGGUUGGUUAGGCUUAAGAGAUGGUGAAUGCCCCAAGGCCAUGCUGUGAGUUUUAUGGCCUAGUGGGGAUUCGAACCCUGGACUCCAACACUGUAACCCAGGGGUAGGAAACCUAAGGUCCGUGGGCCGAAUCCGGCCCAAUCACCUUCUAAAUCCAGCCCACGGACGGUCCGGGAAUCGGCGUGUUUUUACAUGAGUAGAAUGUGUCCUUUUAUUUAAAAUGCAUCUCUGGGUUAUUUGUGGGGCCUGCCUGGUGUUUUUUUACAUGAGUAGAAUGUGUGCUUUUAUUUAAAAUGCAUCUCUGGGUUAUUUGUGGGGCCUGCCUGGUGUUUUUUUACAUGAGUAGAAUGUGUCCUUUUAUUUAAAAUGCACCUCUGGGUUAUUUGUGGGGCCUGCCUGGUGUUUUUUUACAUGGGUAGAAUAUGUGCUUUUAUUUAAAAUGCAUCUCUGGGUUAUUUGUGGGGCAUAGGAAUUAGUUCAUUUUUUUCCUUCAAAAUAUAGUCCGGCCCCUCACAUGGUCUGAGGGACGGUGGACCGGCCCACGGCUGAAAAAGAUUGCUGACCCCUGCUGUAUCCAUUAUGGCAUAAAAUAAAAUCUCUGAGCUGAGCUCUUUUUUCUUCUUCUUCUCUUCCCGCUUGCCUCUGUCCUCUCUUUUAGGCUUUAUAUCUUAUUGCGACCAAUGGGACCCCCGAGCUGCAGAACCCAGAGAAGCUUUCGCCCAUCUUUAGAGACUUCCUUAAUCGCUGCCUCGAGAUGGAUGUGGAAAAGAGGGGCUCUGCGAAAGAGCUCCUCCAGGUAAACGCAUCAAUUUGGAGAAAGAUUGCUUGUUGUUUAGUCGUGUCUGACUCUUCGUGACCCCCUGGACCAGAGCAUGCCAGGCACUCCUGUCUUCCACUGCCUCCCGCAGUUUGGUCCAACUCAUGCUGGUAGCUUCGAGAACACUGUCCCACCAUCUCGUCCUCUGUCGUCCCCUUCUCCUUGUGCCCUCCAUCUUUCCCAACAUCAGGGUCUUUCCCAGGGAGUCUUCUCUUCUCAUGAGGUGGCCAAAGUCUUGGAGCCUCAGCUUCAGGAUCUGUCCUUCCAGUGAGCACUCAGGGCUGAUUUCCUUCAGGCAUUUAAAGGCAGGAUCGCACCACUUCUAAAGGGACAGAGCCUUUAAACGAAAGAGCCUAGGGCUUGCUGAUCAGAAGGUCAGUGGUUCGAAUCCCCGCUACGGGGUGAGCUCCCGUUGCUCGGUCCCUGCUCCUGCCAGCCUAGCAGUUUGAAAGCACGUCAAAGUGCAAGUAGAUAAAUAGGCACCACUGUGGCGGGAAGGUAAAUGGUGUUUCCGUGCGCUGCUCUGGUUCGCCAGAAGCGGCUUAGUCAUGCUGGCCACAUGACCCGGAAGCUGUGCGCCGGCUCCCUCGGCCAGUAAAGCGAGAUGAGCGCCGCAACCCCAGAGUCGGCCACGACUGGACCUAAUGGUCAGGGGUCCCUUUACCGUUUACUAUCUUUAAUAUCCCCACAACACUGAGCUCAUUGGAUCAAAGCUCUCACCCAGGUCUCAGGCAGCUUCCCACAUGCCAGCCCACCUUUGAAUUUACCGCCAUUGGUUUAUCGCUUGAGCUGGCCGUUCUUCCUUUGCCGAAACCUGUCUCCUUCUUUUCCAGCACCAGUUUCUCAAAAUCGCCAAGCCCCUCUCCAGCCUCACUCCUCUGAUCAUCGCGGCGAAGGAGGCUGCGAAGAACAACCACUGA
Molecule: messenger RNA, 45415 nt
Organism: Podarcis lilfordi (Lilford's wall lizard)
Lineage: Eukaryota; Metazoa; Chordata; Lepidosauria; Squamata; Lacertidae
Source: the annotation of a GenBank genome assembly